Messenger RNA from Pelobates cultripes (western spadefoot toad), 62240 nucleotides. The record is from the annotation of a GenBank genome assembly. Lineage: Eukaryota; Metazoa; Chordata; Amphibia; Anura; Pelobatidae.
AUGCAUUUUGUGUUUCAGUCCAGCAAAGUUCCUAUUGUUCAGCCAUCCCAUGGAGUCCACCCGCUCACACCACUCAUCCCAUACAACAAUGAAUCCUUCAAUCAAGGAUCCCAUUCACCACAUCUUCCAGUAGACCUAAAUCAGAAACAAGGUAAUAUGCUUUGCUUUAAUGAUCUAUUCUUUACUGAUUUAUUUUAUGUACAUUUGAUGGAUAAACAAUAGAAUGCAGUUAAUUCAGGAUUCCUGUAGUCACUUUUUAUACUCUUUUGAAAGAGCUUAAGAUUUCAUCUAUUCAUUGUGCUAGCAGUUUUGCUAUCAAAUGUAAAUAUUGGAAGUAAAGCUUAUUUGCAAAAGUCAAUUCCUGGAGCACAGCACAGAGAUGGGUAAGAGCAAAAUGCACAAAGGUCAAAGAUGGCGUCGCUGGAACAGAGGAGAGGUGAUUACAUUUCUAUAUUUUACAUUGAUCACAUCAUGCAUUUUUGUAAUAGUUCAUGUUUACUAUACGGGUUCACUUUAAAACCAACACAAAAUUUUCUGAUUAAAUAUAUACAGUUUUUUCGUGUGUGAUUUAAUAGUGUACGAAAGAUAAACCUUUCAGAGCUUUUUAAUUAAUUGACAGUUUUUGGAUUUUUUCUGUAAUUAAGAUUUUAUUGGAGUUUCCAUUUAAUACAACAACUCGAAUUCUCAAACAGUUUAACCCCAAACUUGCCUCCAGCAACAAUGUCUACUCCCCCCACGAUUCAGGAAGCGUAGACUGUUGCUGGGAAGGGGCUGCACUCCGUUUCUAAAAAAUUCAAAUUGUGCUGGCACUCAUUCACAUGUGGGUGCAGGUAUUCGAGGUCAACCCCAAUGUAUCCUCAUAAUAUAUACAAAAAUUUGAACAUGAAUACCAAACUCUAUGCAUUAAUUAUGAAUGCUAAAGAAAAAUUCAUAAUUGAGUUUGAGACAAAAUUCAUUUAUUGAUUAAUAACCCAGUGUAAUUAAAAAAGUUGCUCUAGUUAAUUGGUGACCUAAUCCUAAAUUGAUAUAUUAUACACAUCGAGGAAAUUCAUAAUAUAUACACAAUAUUUACAACCACUGGCCAUUUCAUAUAACAUACACGAAGCACACGUUCAUGGUAUGUACAAUGAUUAUUUACAACUAAUUUACAGUCCUGAUAUCCUAUACGUGUGGAGAUAAGAUAUCCUAGGUGGAUCCACCACCUGUUAAUGUACUGAUAGACCUUAAAAAAUUGUAGAAAAAGAAAAAAUUGAUAUUAAUGGCAAAUAAUAAAAAAUGAAAAAAUAAAAGACUAAAAAACAGAAGGAAAAGAAAAAGGAAAAAUCAAGAAAAAAAGGUCUAUAAAGCAGUCCAGUAAUGAAGACUAGUGCAAUAGAAAUUGCUUUAUAUAUGGGUGGAUCUAACCAUCAGUAGUGAUGUCUUUGCAGGGAUAUACUGUAGUUGUAUUGAAGGUUUUCCUAGAAUGUAGAAGGUGUAACCCAAUGGAACACUAAAGAAGAAAGUCCUCUUUCGUUUUUAACUAUCUGGCCGUGAAGUUCUCAUAUAAAGUCAGAUCAGUCGGCAGAAACAACGGUCCUGAAGGCAAUCCGCUGAGCGGCAACAAAUGAACAAGAAGAAUCAGCUGUUCAGCAGCAAACGGGCUGCGCGCUCGGGACAUCCAUGUGCCUUCGAAGGCCCCUGCAGUGGACAGAUGAAAGGGCUGUGUUUAAAUAUCCAAGUUUUGGCGGCACUAAGCCAGUUUAGUGGAUGGGGGAGUCACUGAUUGGAUGAGAGCCCCACGGCACUUUGCACAUUCAGAAGCCAGAUGCCGCUUGGGGGGGAGUGGACAUCACUGUUGCGGGCAAAUUUGGGGUAAAACCAUAACAACUUAAUUUAGGUGAUGUUGUUUAGGUACUUGUAGUGUCCUUUUAAGCAGCAUGCUAACCAGAGAACUACCACCACCAGAAAAUUCAAGCCAAGGUCCUUAGGAACAAAAGCUUCCAUCCAGGAAAAAUCUAUUUUUCCAUUCUAUCAGAUACCAAAUCUGUUUGGGCCUGUGAAGGCACAUAGCCUUCCAAGGUCUAGCUAGCCAGAGGCACAGAGCUGUGCAUAGUCUGUAUAAAAGUUUGUGCGGAAGAAAUAUGUCCCUGUACCCCCUCUUUAAAAGCGUCGUCCACAGGCCUGGGAAGAUCACAUUAAAGGACCACUCUAGGCACCCAGACCACUUCAGCUGAAUGAAGUGGUCUGGGUGCCAGGUCCAACUAGGGUUAACCCUUUUUUUUAUAAACAUAGCAGUUUCAGACCAUUUGCCUUCCAAGUGUUCUCCUAAGUCGUGCUCCCUUCUGGAAUUGUAGUGUGGUCAUGUGUGGUUGAUGAAUGAAAUUAAAUUUCAAUACUAGAGGCAAUUAUGAAACUAUUUUUUUAUGUAAUUGAAUUAAAUUCAUAGGACCCAAUCUAGGUUGGUUCUUUAAAAGGAUUGAACAAAGUGGAGAGGUUGACCAGGUACCAAACCAAGUGCUCUAUUGGAAACGCUGGGUUGUGAAAGAGGAUGUAAUCAGCUACCCUAAAAUAUGCCACACGACUGUGAACCUUUCCUAAAAGCACAACUCUGGGCUAGGAUGAGACUGUAUGAGAACUGUAGUAGGGUGCAACAAAACUGUAAUGUAAUGUAAUGAACCCAUCUCUUCCUCCAAAAACACCCAUUAGGCCCUGUUGGUUAACACAUUUGUCUGGGCUAACAUUUCAAAUUGGGCUGCCUUGUAAUAGGGUUGUAACUGAAAACCCAUCCUCACCAUUUAUUUGGUGCAACUGAGGCUUAGAAAAUCUGUCCCUCAUGUCCUCACAAAUGAAAAAGUAGAUGUCAGCCUGAAGAGAGGUCAGGUUCACCCGCGUGAGCAGCAAUGGUAUAGAGCAAACUUUUUUCAAAGAGGGCCAGAUUUGAUUAAGUGAAUAUGCGUGAGGGCCAACCAUUUUGCCUGACAUUCUUUGAACCAUUAAAAUUUAAUGCAAAUUAACUAUGUAACAGACCGCCUUGCACCUCGACUGGGUACCUCCGUUACUGGAUGGUCCUAGCGCUUCCCAAGGGAUUCCAAGCGAUAUCCGCCAGACACCACAACCACCGCAGACUCCACGAACGGCGGUGGUUGGGGUCUCACCGUCUCCUACCCAUCCUGGACCUACGACAAGGCUCCAGGCAGCUUGGACAAGCUCUUAAAAGAGCUUAGAAGUGAUUAUCCAAGGGAGCAUGCAGAGCAUAGCAAUCCCUUGAAGUGAUAUAGCAAUUCCGCCAAUAAGAGACAGGACUCUAGAUUGAGGGUUAAGCAGGAACUGAAUGCACUGAGGCUUUAUUGCUCUUAUAUACACAUUUCUCCACAAGGUUACCACCCACGUACCACCAAUCAUAAACCAACACACAGUUAAAGACUCCCAUUCAUUCCAGCAAAAAUCCUCCCCUCUGCCUGUGAUAUAAUUACUGAACACAAUGGGUUAACGUAAUUAUCACAGGCAGGAAAAUACAGUUUUUAUACAAUUCUUAUAACUUUUAAAUUAUACAUGCAAUAUUAAUAUAAGUCACAUUUUCUAAAUCAGCAUACUUCGGGGACAAACAUAUUAAAAAAUCAUUCAAAUCCGUCCAGCCGUUCGGGAGUUAGCUGGAAGUCAUAUUUUAACCGACUGCACGCACAUUUUCGUGCCCAAAACAGUUCCAGAGAAUCAGGCUGUGCGGCCGGUCUAUUUCCCAUGUUAAAUAUAGUUCAAAUAGGCAAACGGCAACUGUUCGAAUUGUCAAACGAACUGUCGAACAGUGUUUGAAUUGUCGAACGGCGUUCGAAUUGUCGAAUUAGUUCGUUCCAGGGAAGGUAAAACUUAAGCGGUGUUCGUGACACUGCACGCGUUCGAAUGAAUUAAAAUGGCCGUCGCCACGUGUUCGGUUGUCGAAUGGCGGCCACUUUGACUGUAUCCGAAGUGCCAAUUUAAAGUUGCAGACUUGCUCCAAUACAAUUUAAAGGGGCAGUAAAAGUACAAUAAACUCCAAUAUGCCCAAACAACGUUGUUAAAGGGCCAAAUCUUCCAGGGACCAUAGUCACAAGGCAGGAGGCUGGCAAUUAGUCCUCUCCAGGCACAAGUUGUGAAGGGCACUUCGUCACAAACUAUUUUAUGCAAAGUUUAUUGCAAACGGCAUACUUUUCAUUUCAUCUCUUUAUUCUGUCUGAGAUCUGUUUAUUUUGUCUCCUUAUUCAGUCUCAAAUCUCUUGAUUCUGUCUCUUCUUUCUUUAUUCUGUCCCUUCUCUUUUUACUCUGUCCCUUCUCUCUUUAUUCUGUCUCUUCUCUCUUUAUGCUGUCCCUUUUCUCUUUGUUCUGUCUCUUCUCUCUUUAUUCUGUCUCUUCUCUCUUUAUUCUGUCCAUUCUCUCUUUAUUAUGUCCAUUUUCUCUUUAUUAUGUCCAUUUUCUCUUUAUUCUGUCUUUAUUCUGUUUUCUCUUUAACCCCUUAAGGACCAAACUUCUGGAAUAAAAGGGAAUCAUGACAUGUCACACAUGUCAUGUGUCCUUAAGGGGUUAAACUGUCUCUUCUCUCUUUAUUCUGUCCCUCUUUAUUAUGUCUCUCUUUAUUCUGUCCUGUCUCUCUUUAUUCUGUCCCUUCUCUCUUUAUUCUGUCCCUCUUUAUUCUGUCUCUCUUUAUUCUGUCCCUCUUUAUUCUGUCCCUCUUUAUUUUGUCUUUCUUUAUUCUGUCCCCCUUUAUUCUGUCCCUUCUCUGUUUUUCUGUCCCAGCAGGGAGAAGGAACCAAAUCCCGCAAAUCCCAUGACGUCCACGAGAUGCCGCGACGUCCAAGAGAUUGCGAGAACGCAGACUGAGCUCACUGCACGUCCAUCUGCGUUCUCGCGAUCUCUUGGCCCCCAGUCAAGCCCCGAUCGCCUCUCAGGACUGCGGUGUUCAAAGAUCCAGGGGUCCUGAGCGGUGCUCGGGGAUUCACUGGGGGCCUCAACAGGUAGAUUAGCCAAACUACCUAUGAGGCCGUAUUAAUCCGGAACGCGGGCUGGAAUUUGGACAUGACUGGUAUAGAGCAUGGGUGUCCAACCCACGGCCCGGGACCCGCUAGCAGUGCGGCCUGGUUGUAGUCCGCUCUGCUGGGCAGAGAGGGAGGCAGAGAUGCCAUACAGUGGCGUAGGGGGCAGCUGGAGGAGGAAUACGGAGGCCCACAAUGCCGUGCUGUCCGCAUGCUCUGCCCUCACGGUGUUCUGAGCAGAAGCACCCUGACACUUUGUGCGGGCGGCGUCACAACGGGAGAGUCUGGAGUCUGGAUCAACAGGGAGCAGCAAGCAGGCAGAGGAGCAGAGUAUAGAAUACAAAAAGUGAGUAAAUGGCGCAAAGAAAUCAGAAAAAAAAUCUUUUGAGCCUUAUAAGUCGGCUCUGAACUGUAUUAGCGUAUUUGCAACUCCAAGAGUGGUUUUGGUAAAGAUGAUGGUCUAAAAAGAAAAUACUUAUGCUCCUGAAUUUUUGCAAAUACGCUACUACAGUUCAGAGACUCAAAAGAUUGUGAGUGUUCCAAAUUAUAUGUUUAUUGCAUAUACUUUGAUUACAUAUUGCCCUAUGAAGGCUUUCUGUAUAUUACAGGUUUAACAAUCUUUAUCCAUUGUGUGCGCAAACCUGCCUUUCCUGUAUCCAAGAGGAGCAGAUUAAUUGCUUGCUAAAAUUGUUUGUUUUGUUUAAAAGUGUUUUUUUUGUUUGUUUUUUCUGCAAGGGUCUUGAGAGGGAGCAGGUUUUUUUUUUGUGAAUGGAUUUGUAGGGCGGACAGGGGUCUUUGUAGAGGGGGGUAGGAGUUUUUGUUAAUGGGGUGCAGGGGGUUUGUAGGGGGUGGGCAAAGGUCUUGGAGAGAGGGUGGCAAGGGUUUUUGUAGAGGGGGCAGGGGUUUUUGUAGAGGGGACUGGACAGUAGUUUUUGUAGAGGACGGCUGGCAGGGGAUUUUGUAGAGGGGGAACUGGGCAGAGGAUUUGUUAGAGGGGGGCAAGGGAUUUGUAGAGGGGGAUAUGGGCAGGGAUUUUGUAGAAGGUGGGGGGGUGUUGUAGAAGUCGGACUGGGCAGGAGUUUUGUAGAAGGGGGACUGGGCAGGGGUUUUUGUAGAGGGGGCAGGUGUUUCUUAGAAGGGUUUUUUUUUAUUGCCUACUACUGUUGUAGUAGGAAAAAAAAUAAUAAUAGAAAACAUUAAAAAAAAAUUUUUUACAAAAUAGUGUUUUGUUUUUUUAACAUUUGAAUUAGGUCAGGGGGUGGACUGCCAGAAGCUCUAGGUACACCCCUGAGCCCAUUACAUUCUGAACUUCUCCUGCACAGCUUUCUCACCGCAGGGCAGUGAACUGUCCGCGGGGAUAUGACGUCAUCCCGGCAUCAUUGCUGGGCGCACGAGGGAUCUGUGAAUGAAGAGCACAGAGGCCCCAGACUCCAGCCCAGCAGCAACCACUGGCCACCAGGAAGAUGAUCCACUCCCAGAACAAAGGAGGCUGGGUAGACCUCUUUAGUAUUAAAUGUGUAUGCAUGUAACUUUUGUGUAUGUUUUGUCAGUGAUUGGCUGUGUGUGUGUGGGGGUGGGGGGGCAUGGAUCUGUAGACAUGUCUGUGAUUGUGUGUGUAAGUUUGUGAUUAUGUGUGUGCAAGUUUGUGAUUGUGUGUGUGUGUCUGUGAUUAUGUGUUUGUAUGUAUGUGAUUGUGGGUAUAGGUGUGAUUUUAUGUGUGUGGAUCUGUGAUUAUGUUUGAGUAUGUGUGUAUUUAUGUGAUUGUGUGUAGGUCAGUGGCGGAUCCAGAGCCUGAUCUCGGGAGGUGCACUUGUAGAUUAUUUAAAGAAAUAAUCCAGGCACAAUAACCACUACAGCUCAGUGUAGUAGUUAUGGUGCCAGUAGUGCCAGGAUUCCAUCCCAAGGUAAGUAGUCAAACCGUUUAAGAACAGUUUAACAACUUACCUGGGGUCUGCUGGGAUAUAGGGCAUAGGAGCAGUGGUAUGUGUUAGGGGUGAAGUGUGUGUGAAAGGUGCAGUGUGUGUGUGUGUGUGUGUGAAAGGUGCAGUGUGUGUGUGUGAGCGGUGAAGUGUGUGUGUGAGUGCGUGAGGGCAGCAGUGUAUGUCAGGGUUGCAGUGUGUAUGUCAGGGUUGCAGUGUGUGUGUUUGGGGGCAGUGUGUGUUAGGGGGCAGUGUGUGUGAGAGUUGCAGUGUAUGUUUGUUUGGGGCAGUAUGUGUAUGGGGGAACUGUAUGUGUGUGUAUGGGGGGCACUGUAUGUGUGUGGGGGGCAGUGUGUGUAUGGGAGCACUGUGUGUGGGGGGGACAAUGUGUGUAUGGGAGCAGUGUACGUGUGUAUGGGGAGCACUGUAUGUGUGUGUGGGGCAGUGUAUGUAUGGGGGAGCAGUGUGUGUGAGGCAGUGGGUGUAUGGGGGAGCAGUGUGUGUGAGGCAGUGUAUGUAUGGGUGGCAGUGUGUGUAUGGGGGGGCAGUGUGUGUGUGUGAGGCAGUGUAUGUAUGGGGCGUGUGUGUGUGUGUGUGGGGGCAGUGUGUGGGGGUGGGGCAGUAUGUGUAUGGGGGGCAGUGUUUGUAUGGGGGGGAAGGAGGGUAGGCAGGCUUUUUAAUAAUGUUUUUUUAUUUAAAUUAAAUGAAUAUAUUUAUGUCCCCUCCCUUCUUACCUUUAUUGGGAGGAGGGGGGACAUUUCUGGAUCCCUGGUAGUCCAGUGAGGCGUCCCUGGUGGUCCCAGUGGGGAGAGUGAACUCUAGCCCAGUGGGGAGAGUGAACUCUAGCCCGUGGUAACCGCGGCAACACUCCAUACUCGCGAGAGUAGGACCCGGAGGAGCUGCAGGCUGAGCUCCCGGGUCCUCUCUCCCUGCCAGCACGGUGCUCUGAUCUCCCCUCCGGUCCGGGAAGGCACAUUGCAGGGCUGGCACUUGGACAGUGCCAGCCCCGCAUUAGCUGGCAGGGGAGAAUCUCGAAGCUUGAGACACACUAUAGGAAAAGAUGCAAAACAUCUUUCCUAUAUUGUGUUUCAAGCUGUUGUAUACAGCAAACACAGAUGAAAAGGAAUGCAUGUUUAAAAUGGAAUGAGGCAAAAAUUUGAUUCUUUGUUAAACUAAUUUGCAUAUGCCCACCCAGAAUCUUUUGCGGUUGUAACAUCGCUGCAGUUUUGGGAUUUCUGUGGUAAAAGCAAGUCUUAUGGCUUGACUGGUGUGCAGAUUUUUGUUUAACAUUGUAUUAACUAUCCACAGACUUCAGGUGGAAGGGGUUUUCAAUCACAAUUUGGUUUUCAAUCACAAUUUUUAUAUAUAUAUAUAUAUAUAUAUAUAUAUAUAUAUAUAUACACACACACACACACACACACACACACACACACACACACACACUCUGACGUAUUCGAUUGUAUGCAUUUAUACAACUAGUUUGGGGAUGAGUUUGGCAGAGCUGGAAGAGGGUGUGUGUAUGUGGCUGCUUGUGGUUUUGCAUGUCUGGGGGUGGCUGUCUGUUUCAUUUGCGGCUGUAUUGGGGGAAUAGGGGCUUUAGUGUGGGGGCUAGUGGCUAUAGUGGAGUAAAGCGUAUAGAACAGCCCCAACUUCUGCCUCCAGGAUAAAUGAAUGUGAAGAAGUGGUAAAUUAUGAUGACUCAUCAACAUACAAAGCCAUAUACCCCAUUAUGCUUUAUAGUUAUUGGCCCAUUCACACCUGGACUAAUAUUAAUACAGCCUUUCUUACUUCAAGCUACACUUUACAAAGUCCCUAGACUUGCAAAUUGCUAACUUCUAUCUGUUUUCUGAGCUCCUGCCCUGAGCUGUUAACAGCUGGACAAUGAUGAUCUACAUAAAAUAUAUUUUUUAAAACUACUGUGUGAUAUUGAUAACUGAAAGUAGCAGUUUAGGCACCAUAACAGCUUAAGCUGACCGCUCUCUGACAAUCAGUGGCGACGUUGCCCGAUUCUGCAAGAGUCUUCUAGUUUAGAGAUUUUUAGAGAAUGGAAGGGCAGAGAGGCAGGGAUUUCUGCGUUGGAGCAAAGACUUUGCUUCAACCCCUUUAGUUGAGCCAGCGCCAGGGACCUUCUUGCACCAUAACAACUUUAUGACGCUAAAUAUGUUAUGGUGCCCAGAGUGUUUCUUCAAGUAAAUCUAAUUUUUGGUUUCAUUUCGUCAGAGUUUAGUAAAUAAAACUGGCUUCUCUUCUAACUGGAUCUGUAAUAUAUACAGUUUCCCUAUAUGUGUAAUAAUCGAACAAACAUAUAAGUACCCUGGUUAUGAAUUGGUAAAAGCUGUGUGUCUGGCCACUGCAGCAAGUCAGUGGCUACUCAUAAUGAGUCAUGCUUGCGCUAAAUAUAAAGAAUGCAAUUUGACAGUAGGUAACAGCCACAGCCUUAAAAUAAAGCAGACUGUGUGUGGUGAUGAAAAUGGAAAGUUAAUUUUUCUUUUUGCAUCAUACCAAAAAGUCUAUUGGCCAAUCAUUCUUUUGAAGAGAGCUGUAGGCUGAAAACAGGAAAUUGUCUGAUUACUUUAGUUGCUAUGUGUUUUCGUUUGGUUGUGCAUUUCACAUGAACUUUACUGUACAGUACUUAAAAGACCACUAUAGUGCCAGGAAAACAUACUCGUUUUCCUGGCACUAUAGUGCUCUGAGGGUGCCCCCACCCUCAGGGUCCCCCUCCCGCCGGGCUCUGGGGAGAGGAAAGGGGUUAAAACUUACCUUUUUCCAGUGCCGGGCAGGGAGCUCUCCGCCUCCGAUCCUCCUUCUCUCCUCCCUUUCGGCUGAAUGCGCACGCGCGGCAAGAGCUGCGCGCGCAUUCAGUCGGUCUCACAGUGAGAAUAAUGCAAGCGCCUCUAGCGGCUGUCAAUGAGAGGAUUUGAGGGCUGGAUUAACCCAUUUAUAAACAUGUUUAUAAAAAAAUGGGUUAACCCCUAGCUGGACCUGGCACCCAGACUACUUCAUUAAGCUGAAGUGGUCUGGGUGCUGUGAUAAAGUGAAGGCAGAUAGGCCUUUUAACCCCAGGGGAAGAAAGUGUAGUUUGUGUGUUGAACAACACAAAACACUGUUUAGUUAUGGGCCCCUGGGGUGGAGCAUUUGGAGAGAAGGGUGGGCCAAUGCUCCACUCCACAGUUUAGUGGUUUUCUGGGGAGACAUGGAUCCAGGCCAGGGUUUUUUGGAUCGUCUCCAACCCACUGCUCAGCUGCAGUUAAUGAGCUGUUGCAGUGGGAAUAAACUCCUCCCUGCUAGACAGGUAAAGGAGAGGGAUUGCUGGCUUCCUCCCAGGAAGCAGGUAGGAGAGAGGCUGAUCUCUCCAGAUAGAGUCAAAGAGACUAGGCACUGGGAGUGCAGAAGGAAGCAGUCAAGGCUGGCUUGGAGGCACUGGGAGUGCGGAAAGGAAAGCAGUCAGGGCAAGGCUGGCUUGGAGCACUGGGAGUGCAGAAAGGAAAGCAGUCAGGGCAAGGCUGGCUUGGAGCACUGGGAGUGCAGAAAGGAAAGCAGUCAGGGCAAGGCUGGCUUGGAGCACUGGGAGUGCAGAAAGGAAAGCAACAGGCUAGCUAGCAGAGUGUUGCUCUCUAAUAAGGUUGGUGCAAUAUUGUUUUGUUUAGUUUAACCCUGAGAGAUAGGGAACCUAAAGUGAGUUAGUGCUCAGACCGAGCUAGGUUUUUGUUUAUAGGGUUUUCUGUUACAUUUAUGUUUUCAUUUUACUGCUGUAUCCUGUGUGAACUUACAAAUAAAGUGCCUGGAGUAUAUGAAUUACAAGGACUGUGCAUGUUUUUGCCCUAGAGGACCGUGCUACCUGCUGACAAGGAUCACAGUGCCUAGAGUAGUCCUUUAAGGAUGCAUUGAUUACUGUAGAACCAGUAAUCAGAUGUUUAAAAUACUGUGUCCUCUGACUAUUCCUUUAGUGUUCUUUUACUUUCGUUUCAGAAACCGCUCUACCAGCAUCGUGUAACAAUGUGUUUCAUUCUGAGCAGAGCUAGCAAGUACAAAAAUCUUAAAGGAACACUAUAGGGUCAGGAACACAAACAUGUAUUCCUGACCCUCUAGUGUUUAACCCACCAUUUAAGUGGCUUGCUCCCUCCCACCCCCCUUAGCACCCUAACUUAAAAGUUAAUAAAACUCACCUUAUUUCCAGCGUGGCGCUGGCCCUGCCCCAUAGGUGACAUAAUCAGAAUUACCGAUUUUUAGCCAAUUCAAAGCUUUCCCAUGAGGACUGGCAUGGCUUGGGAGAAAAAGUGAUUCAAAUCACGUCCCCCGUGCCACUUAAGGGGGGUGUGACGGACCACCUUGCACCCAGACAGGGUACCUUCAUCAAUCACUGUUUCCUAGUACUUGCGAGUACCAUAAGCACUGCACUGGAACACCAUAACCACCGUAAACCCCAUGAACUGGUUGGGGUCUCGCCGUCCUCCACCCACCCUGGACCCAAGACCAGGACCCAGCUUUCAGUGGGUAGACCUCUCCUAGUCCAGAGAGUGUAGCAGGAACAGCUCUUAGAAGAGCUAAUGAUUAUACUCAGGGGACUAUAGUGAUUAUAGCAAUCCCCAGAGUGUAUGUAGUUCACCAAUCCCCCAAACAUGAGCCAAGACUUCAUGAAGGGGGUAAAGCAUUCUGUUUAAUGGAAGCCACAGCUGGCCUUUUAUGCUAGUCCCCAUGAAAGUUGGACACCCACAUGGACCUUGUUGGGGACAGGGACACAAAGCUUACAAACCAAUCAGAACAGUAAUUAAAUGUACGACACUCCCAUAACAAACAUACAAUCCUUCCCCUCUGCCUGUGAGAUAAUUGAGUCAGAUACUGUAUUAACCCAAUUAUUUCCAGGCAGAAAAACACAUUUUACAAAACACACCAUAAAUGUUACAUCCCCUGAUAACCCUGAUCUGGGUGAACAACAUAUCCAAAAAUCACCCAGAUCAGUUCAGGAAUUUCCUGGAAGUCUUAUUUUUGACCAACCGUGCACAUGGUCCCAUGCCCAAAACAGUUCCAGAGAAUUAGUGCUAACGGUCGGUCUCUCUGUCUGGAGUACAAAAGUACAUACUUCACAUAAACAGAGUCUAUUAAAGUGCAUUGGGCAUGGUGUAUUGCAGGUCCCAUAGUCCUGAGGUAAGAGGCUGGCCAGCAGGCCCCUGCAAUAACCAGUGACGAGGUUACUUUCAUCACAGGGGGCCAGGUACCUAAAUAGUAAAACACUAUAGUGUUAGGAAUACAUGUUUGUAUUCUGGACACUAUCGUGUUCCUUUAAUUAUAAACCUAAACCAGGGCUCGACGAAUCCCAGGUUGUCAUGGUGCCUAGGAAUUUAGCCUUGGUGCCUGAAAUAUGUAAGCCCGGCGGGCGGACUGCUGGGGAAUUAUGGAGGUUGGUGGCAAGUUGGGGGGUCGUGGAGGCGGGCGGCUAGCUGCGUGAAUAGUUGGCGGGCGGCAAGGGAGCUGUGAUGUUCAUGCUCUGCUCCCUCACUUACUGCUUAUUGAGACUCAGAAUAUGACAUCAUAUCCCGACCUCACUAAGUGGCGAGCGGGGGAGCAGAACAUGGACAUCACAGCUCCCUCGCCGCCCUGGUGCAAUACGUGCAGCAUGCUGUCUGCCUCCAUAAAUUCCUAACUUGCCGCUUGCCUGCACGAUCCCCCAGCAGGCCGCCCACCUACACAAUCCCCCAGCCAGUCACCGACUGAUUCCCACAGGUAUCAAUACAGGCAAUAAUGUGUGAGUCUGUGUCAGUGUGUGUCUAUUUGUCAUAGUGUGAGUGCAUUGGUCUCUCUGUCAUGGUUUAUGUGUGUGUGUGUGUUUGUCUGUCAUGGUGUGUGUCUGUGUGUCAUGGUCUGUGUAUCAUGGUAUAUGUGUGUGUCUGUGUAUCAUGGUACGUGCGUGUGUCCGUCUGUCAUUGUAUGUGUGUGUAUGUCUGUCAUAGUUUGUGUGUCUUUCUGUCAUGAUCGGUGUCUGUCAUGGUACGCGUGUGUGUCUGUCAUGGUGUGUGUGAGUGUAUGCGUCUGUCAUUGUGUGUCUGUUUGUCAUGGUAUGUGUGUGUGUCUGUCAUGGUAUACGUGUGUGUCUGUCAUGGUAUAUGCGUGUGUGUGUGUUUGUGUCUGUCUUGGUGUGUGUGUGUGUGUCAUGAUGUGUGUGUUUAGGUUACCAGACCCCUUCUGUUCGCAAGGGAAUUGUGUUUUUACUCACCUUUUUUUACCAUGUCGUGCUGAUCUCAAGCUUGAUGAUCUCAGCCAAUCUAAUGUUUUCCCAUAGAAUUGGCUGCAAAACACUGCACCAAUCAGCAUCUCCUCAUAUAGAUUAAUUGAAUCAAUGCAUCUCUACGAGGAACAUUAAGCGGCUCCAUGCAGAGCGUGAAGAGGCUGAAUGUAGGUGCUGCACAGUGAAAAGGCAGUGUUUACAUUGAAAAGCAUGCAGGGAGAGGCUAUAGACACCAGAACCACUACAUUAAGCUGUAGUGAACCUGGUGACUAUUGUGUCCCUUUAAGAUUUGUAUUUUUGUCAUUGAAUAUAAAGCUAUGUAAGUUUAAAAAAAAAUCUGGCUCCUAGAUUCAAAGCAAAUUUGUCAAGCCCUAACCUAAACAGUGUAAUAGUCACUGAGUUGGGAACUAACCACCCAACCAAUAUGAUCCAUUUUGAGUGAGUGUCUCUGACACUUGAUUUUUGGAUUACCAAUCUUCCUUUAAUAAUGAAAUAGUAAUUAAAUAAAACAAAUGCGUUUCACCAACACAGGGCUUCUUCAAAUGGUAAUGGCUGUGAGGGAGCCCCAUACUUUAGGUUUUGCUGCCUAUAUCCGCAUAUUUUCUGGCUGGUCACUUAGUGCUGAUCCAUUUGUUGUCUGUUUAUUUAAAUAAAUAUGUAUACAACUUCAUAACGUUGUAAUUUUAGAAGAAACUUCUUACUGGAAAGAAGCAAGAUAUUUAUCACAGAUUUUGUGAUUUGUUUUUGUUAAUCAUGCAUCUAGAUGAGAUUUGAUGUGUUUAAUCCUCUUGCUAAUUUAAUGGAGACCCAAUUAAAAUACUCAUGUAGUGUGUGUUGGUUGAAAACCUAUCUGCCAUUCUUUACAAAAUUAUUAUUAGUGAUUGAAUCUUAAACUGGAUGCUGUGUUUAUUUUUGUAGGUGUUCACCGGCCUUCCCAAACAUCAGAUAUGCCUGGCUUUUACUCUAUUCCCCCAGGAGGAGUUGGACAGAUACCACCUUCAGUGGGAUGGUGAGUAUUGAAAACAAGACAAGAUUAUAAUAAUGAACCUUAAUAUUAUACAGUCUAAUUAAAUGUUUUUAAAAAUAUAUAUUUUAAAUUAUGUCUUAAAGUAAAAAAUGAAUAUGCUUUUGUGAAUUUAACAACAUAGUCUGCAUAUAUUUUCAGAUAUUAUUUACUGGUAAGUAUAUUAUAUACUAGUAAGCCCAAAUGCUUGAUAUUUGGAUGCUUGUGCUGUCGUGCGCAAGUCCUGGUAAUUGGCUAUAAAAUACAUAUAGUACUUUCACUGUCUACUUUAUAUUAGAUAUGUUUGUUUGCAAUUUAGGCCUCUGAUUCACUGCACACAGCAUGGCCUAUUUUUGAGUCAUGACACAAGGUUUUAUAACCAGCUGCUUAGCAGUUCAAAGUGCUUCCAAAGGCUUCGAAGGGGCAGAUAAUAAUAUGUAACUUUAUGGGAAGAGACCACAAAAAUAGAAUUGCUUAGUAAAAACCAUUUUCACUCUACCUGAAAUUCAUCUGAAUAACCAUAUGAUGGACAGCUAACAAUAGAUUUUACAGCUAUAUAUGUUGAAUAACAACAAAACUUUGACAUUUUUUCUUCUGAGGCAAAAGUAAAGUACCACUUUCCAUAGAUGCCUGUUACUUACAAUUGUUUUACAUUUGAUAAAGUGUGAAUUUUUAAUUGUAGUCCAAAAUUGUCAAACUGGAAACAAAAACAAGCCUGACUUGGAGAAUUUUUCCACUUUGUCUAUUUUGGUUUAAAACUAUAAAUUAUAAAAUAAAAUUCAGUCUUCGCUAUGGAGAAUUGGUACACACUGUAUUUGUAGAGGUCACUUUAAACUUAUCCUAGAUAGAAGGAUUAAUGUUAGUCAAUAACUUGUAUAUCCAUGCCAUAACUAUUGCAUGCAGUACACGCUACUAAUAAAUACAAAACUGUGAAGUACUAGCUGCCUGUGUUUCUUCCUUAAUCUUGAAAAACUGAACAUAGUCAUAUAUAUGACACUACUAAACCACCCAAAUCUAGAAAACCCAAUGUGUACUUUUAGCUGGCCCCACUCAGAAAUAAUUUGAACAUUGUAUAGGAUAGCAGUCAACAGACUAGUAGGAUAUUGGUUUAUAGAAACCGCUGGAAAUGCAGAUGACUGUGAUACUGACUUUCCUGUGGUUUCCUACCAAGAAAAUAACUGUGCUUAUCUUAAUGUAUAGAGCCAAAACAUUUAGAAAAUAAGGGCAUGUCCCUCAGUUAGCGAUGUUUGCCAGGAGGCCAUUUUGAAUUAUAUUUACUAUCUCUUUAUAUAGCUGUAAAGUAAAAUGUUUACCUGCAAGCUUAGAUCAAUUGAAUGAAAUGUAGGUCCCAGGGGUAGCCAACAUAACUCCCCUUCCUACAAUUUUACAGCCAUUGACUUAUUUUCUUUUAGGACAAUUGCUACAGAUUGUAAGACCAGUAGUUCUGCCACAUCUGGAAAGCUAUAACCAGUACUACUAUAAUUUUUAUAGUUAAUAUUUGAUUAUUAAAAUUUCUUUCAAUAUAUAUUAUAUCCCUAAUAUCAAUGCUUCAUAACAUACAUCUAAAUUUAACAUCUCAUGAUUUUAUAAAAAAAUAAAUAAAAAUAACACAAUUGCUAAAGUGAUAGCAUUUUACAGUAGAUUCGUAUUUAGCAGUCUACUAUACUAAUGUGUACAUCGUCAACAAAAAUUAAUUAUUUACUUAACGAAGAAGUGAGUUGUCAAUUUAUCAAUACAGUCUACAUCAGCAGAUUGAUAAUCCAAUUUUCCAUGUUGAUAAUGCUCCUUUUUCACACUAAAAUUAAUAUUUGCCAUAGUUAUGUAUCUGUUGUUCAUGGCUAUUUUAUUUGUUUUUUUAUUUUUUUUGCCAUCACAGAGUUCAAUAAAUUAUAAUUUACAAUUACAGCAAUUAGCAUGUCAAACUAAUUUUGACUAAAGUUGUCAGCCCCUUCUUUUUUGGUAUUGUAAUAAUUUGUCCAUUGGAGUAAAAUAUGCUGUUUUGGAUUAGUAUUGUAUGUUUCUUUCCUGCUUUGGGAUCGGAAUGUAGAACUUCAAAGGAAUCAGGAGGUUCUUGAUGUAUUGUAGGUCUUGGAUACUUGGUGUGAUUACAACAUAUGUGAUUAACUUUUAAGUAGUGUGGGAGAGAUUUGCUGUCUGACAAUUUGUAAACAGAAGGUCAGGACUCAGCUAAUUUCAGUUUGUUAUCAUGAUAUUUGAAUGGAGGUUGACUUUCCAGAGACAUGCAGAAAUUCUAGUUACAAGAUAAAAUAUGUUUGGAAUGCCAGGAUGAAAGACACACAAAACCACAGGCAAACAACUUCUGUCAUGAACCUGUAGUGACUAACUGGAGAUAACAUGCUAAGUACUGGGACAGGUACAAAUCUGCCAAUCAAUAGAUACAGUUAGAAAAAUGUGUUUUUCUGGGUUUGUUAAUCCCACUUUAACAUUUAUGUAAAUGCUUAUCUCAGGGCAAUUUACCUUUUUCCAAUGCAUUUAUAGUUUUUAGAAAAAGCACUAAAAUCUAUUUAUAAUGUGCCGUAACACAAAGAUAAAUCAGUGGCUAGCGCUCCAGCUGCAGUAUCUCCAACUCUCACGUUCCAUUCUUAGCGAGGCCGAUUCAGCCUUUAUUUAAACCAUCUAAUAAUUAUCAAAUAACAUCUAGACACCAGUGCAUAUUGAAUAUGUCAUAUUUUGUGUCUAUUCAUUCUACUGUGUCACGUAUUACAUAGUCACAUGUAGUUACAUGUCUUAUGAUGGUAUUUUGUUUUUUUGUGGUGGCAGGAAUUUUUUAAGAGAGAGGAGUAUUUAUUUGACUCUCACAAAUCAAAUAUUGAUAUGUGAACUAUCAGCAAUUAAAAUAUUUAAGCCAAACUUUCCAAAUUUAUAACCGUUUCACAAAUUGUCUGUUCUGGACUAAAGUAUAAAAUUAGUUUGAAUUCACUUUAAAUUCUUAACAAGUAAAAUGUUAUUUAAUGUUUUUUCACACUUCUAGAGGAUUUUUAUUAUCUCUUAAUUGCGGUUGAGUAGGCUUUUUUCUAAUCAAAAUUGUUAUAGCUUAGUUAUAGUAUUCUUGAACUAGUCUCUAACCAUCUUAGAUUGUUCCUAUAACUCUGCAUAAUCUAGUGGCACUUCUUCUCAAUAAAGUGGUCUGGGUCAGUGGUCCUGUCUUAGUAACAAAUUGCAAUUUUUUUAAAGAAACCAAAAUGUUUACUUUGCAGUGUAAAAUCCACCCUUUAGUGGAUGACAUAAUGACACCCACUAAAGGAACUUCCACUGCAACUACAGAGUAAAACUCAGUCACAUGACCUGGAAGCCCCCAUAGGAAAGCAUUCAUUCAAUGCUUUCCUAUUGGGAAGCUUGGAUGUGCUCACGGCUGUGCAUGCCACACAUGCCCACCAGGUUCUCAAUACUUUUCAAUGAAGAGCAUUGGGAGGACCAUCAAUGGACAAGGACAGUCCUCCAAGUUGCGUAGAAAGGCUAAGCACUGUGAAAAGUUAAAGGGACACUAUAGUCACCAAAACAAUAUUAGCUUAAUGAAGCAGUGUUGGUGUAUAGAUCAUCCCCUGCAUUCUGCUGCACAAUUCUCUGCCAUUUAGGAGUUAAAUCACUUUUGUUUCUUUUUAUGCAGUCCUAGCCACACUUCUCUUGGCUGUGAUUCACAGAGCCAGCAAGAAAAAUAAAUGUGUUCAGAUGUAACUUACUUUAGAUGUUUUUAUCUCCUGCUCUGUAAACUGAACUGUAAUUAAUACAGGAGGCUCCUGUUGGUUCUAGCAAGCUAUUGACAGAGCAGGAGAUAAGAAAUGCAAGGUUAAACACAUUUACAAUAAAGGAAGUAGAAACAUUAGAAUACUCUUUACAGGAAGUGUUUAUGAAGGUUGUGUAAAUCACGUGCAGGGAGGGUUGACUAGGACUGUAUAAACAACAUGAUUUAAGUCCUAAAUGACAGAGAAUUGAACAGUGAGACUACAGGGACAUGAUCUAUACAUCAAAACUGCUUCAUUAAAGGAGCACUAUAGGGUCAGAAACACAAAAAUGUAUUCCUGACCCUAUAGGGUUAAAACCACCAUCUAGCCAACCUGGUCCCCUCUUGCCUCUCUAAAAAUAGUAAAACUUACUUGUAUCCAAGUCUGCAGCUGCAUAUUUUGUCCCUGUUUCCUUUAGACCUGCCCACUGUCUGAUGACGUCAGCAGAAGUGGUAGCCUGAUCCAAUCACAGUGCUUCCCUAUAGGAUUGCCUGAGACUGACAAAGAGGCAGAUCAGGGGCAGAGCCAGCACAAUUCAAACACAGCCCUGGCCAAUCAGCAUCUCCUCAUAGAGAUGAAUUGAAUCAAUGAAUCUCUAUGAGGAAAGUUCAGUGUCUGCAUGCAGAGGGUGGAGACACUGAAUGUUUGGAUGCAUUUUAGGCAGCCAUGACCCAGGGAGGAUCUCUAACAGCUAUCUGAGGAGUGGCCAGUAAAGUUAUCACUAGGCUGUAAUGUAAACAAUGCAUUUUCUCUGAAAAGACAGUGUUUACAGCAAAAAGCCUGAAAGUAAUGAUUCUACUCACCAGAACAAAUCGAAUAAGCUGUAGUUGUUCUGGUGACUAUAGUGUCCCUUUAAGCUAAAGUUGUUUUGGGGACUAUAGUGUCCCUUUAAGCUAAAGUUGUUUUGGGGACUAUAGUGUCCCUUUAAGUAUUACCAUUUCAUUUAAUAAUUUAUUGCACACACUAGGCAUGGAGGGGUCUGUUUAACUAGGGACAAGGAUAAUAAAGUGUUAGUAAUACAGAGUUGUAAUGUUUUAGUGUUCCUUUUACUGAACAUUCCGAGCCCCACAACCACUACAGCCUACUGUAGGGGUUAUGGUGCAAGGAGUAGCCCGGCACCCUCCCAUGGUAACUAGUCAAACUAUUUGAGAAUGCUUUGACAGCUUACCUGGGCUCCACUGGACACAAGCUGCCACCUUUUCUCCACUUUCUUUACACAUCUGACACCAAAAGUGAAUGAAUAGGUCAGAGCACCUGAUGAAAAAAACAGACUUUUCUAGCCGCAAUAAAGAGUCACAUUUCAGAAGAGUUGUUCACUAUUUCAGGUUGUUCCUGGGUUCCAUAGAGAUAGAUGGGUACAUAUUUUCAUGGUUGGCUACCUGUACAAGGAGUGUUAUUUUUUUAAAUUUAAUACCUUUAAUAUAAAAAAAAAGGUUAAUAUAAUGUAACAAAUAUAGGUAUUUUCUGCACUUUGUAAUUAAAAUUUUGGUAACAGCAACACUCACUCGAAUUAUUGACUUUUUGGAUUAUUUCUUCCCACUCACAGGCAAAGCCAGCCUGUCUAUCCCUUAUCAUCUUGUGGAUUUAGACAGCCAUAUUCCUCCACACUGUCUCCUGGUGCUUCCUACUCCAGGUAAGUAUUUGGCUGCCGAGAUGGGGCAAGGGUUCCCUGAUCUCUUGGCUUUGCAGCUUGCACUGCUCAAGCUUUUUUUUUUGUCACAUACAAUGUUUGUGCAUCCUCCAGAUAAGGGAGACUCUCCAGCUUUAUGUGUUGCAUCCGUGCUUUUCUUACGUUGUUUUCAAAAAAGCAGUCUUCUGAUGUUUCAGUGUAUGCAAAUAUUGCAGCAAAAGAAACCAGCUUAUGGCAUAUCUGUAGAGUCUGUCUUGUUCAUAUAAUUGUACAUGUUUUAUUUUGACAAAAACAUUUAGUUCUGACGUGGAUAAAUCACUACCUAGUAUUUUCAGUAAUAGAUAAACAUGUAGUCGAUAUAAAUUGGGUGGUGCUAGGUUCCACUAAUAUUUCUUCUAAGUCAAGCACAGUUUACAGGUAGAGUAACUGCAAAAAUCCUUCUGUUUUGAGGUAUGAGAAGGCUUAUUAUUAUUUUUGGCAGUUAUAUAGCUCCAACCAGGGCUGGACUGGGAACUAAAAGCAGCUCUGGAAAAGAUUCUAUACCAGCCCAAUAAUGCGUCGCCCCAGCAUAGUGUGCUGAUAUAGAGGGUUAAAAGAAAACUCAAAAUUGAAAACUAUUACCUCGUUUAGUGUAUCUUGUCUCCAAUUCUCUCCUUUUUGUCUCUUACAGCCACCCUUGUAAUUCUCUUUUAGCUCCCCUUGCGUAUCUUUUACUUCAUCUCAGACCCUUUGUGUUUCUUUUUACCCUUCUCCAGCCUCUGUAUGUCUCUUUCCCCAGCCCCUUUGUCUCUUCCUCCUCCUUCCAAAUCCCAUCUGUGUGUCUCUUUCUAACUCCAGACUCUGUGUGCCUCUUUCUCUUCUCCCAGCCACCCUGUGUCUCUUUUUCCCCCAGCCCAGCGUUGCCUCCCACAAACCUUGUGUGUCACUUUGUUCCACUUCCCUUCUGUAUGUCUCUUUGUCCCCCCACAACAAACCUUAUCUGUGUCUUUCUCCCCUCUCCUCCCUGUCUCUCUUCCCCAUCUCCUCCCUGUGUUUCUCUUCCCCCAUCUCCUCCCUGUGUCUCUCUUCCCCAUCUCCUCCCUGUGUCUCUCUCUUACCCCUCUGUCUCUUUGUUCCCCCUCCCCUGUGUCUCUCUAUUACACCUCUGUCUCUUUGCCCCCCCUUCCCUGGUGUCUCUCUAUUACCCCUCUGUCUCUGUGUCCCCCCUUCCCCUGUGUCUCUCUAUUACCCCUCUCUUUUUCCCCCCAUCCUCUGUGUCUCUCUCUAUUACCCCUCUCUGUGUGCCCCCCUUCCCCUGUGUUUCUGUUACCCCUCUGUUUCUGUGUCCCCCCUGUCCUGUGUCUGAUGCGGCCCCUGUCACAGGAGGACUGAGGGAGGGGGCAGAGCUAACUACCAUGCUCCCUCGCGGCUCCCAUAAUUCCCAGCACAGCCACAUCAUAGCGUAAUCACUACUCUAUGAUGUGGCUGUGCUGGGAAUUGUGGAAACCGUGAGAGAGCAUGGUAGUUAGCUCUGCCCCUUCCCUCAGUCCUGCUGUACUGCUGUCAGUAUCAGUGAGUGUGCCGCCCGACCGGUUAUGCGGCCGCCAGGCACACUCACUGAUACUGACAGCAGUCAUACUCAUGAGAUGGGGCUGCUGGCUGCAAGGUAAGUAACCACCUCAGAGUGUGCUGCUGGACCAGCCAUCCAGCAGCACCGACAUGCAACCGGCGGCUGCGAUAUUAUUAAAAAACGGCUGCAGAGCUCCCUCUCUAUAGGGAGUUAGAGUUCUGCAGCCCCCAGGUGCCACGGCCCACCGGGAAAUUUCCUGGUAUCCCAGUGGGCCAGUCCGGCCCUGGCUCUAACAUAUUCUGCUGCACUUUAUUACACUAUUAUAAACAAAUAGAUAAACAUGUAGUCGAUAUAAAUUGGGUGGUGCUAGGUUCCACUAAUAUUUCUUCUAAGUCAAGCACAGUUUACAGGUAGAGUAACUUCAAAAAUCCUUCUGUUUUGAGGUAUGAGAAGGCUUAUUAUUUUUGGCAGUUAUAUAGCUCCAACCAGGGCUGGACUGGGAACUAAAAGCAGUCGGGUAGUAACAGUCCCAGCUUGCCUAUCCAGAGGACUUGGAGGCGUGGCUUGAAACUGUGCUUCCAAUCGUUCAAAUGAUUAAAUUAUAGGAAUUUGGAAGCUAGGACAUGGAGGGAACUACUGUAAGCCCUGUAACAACUUCAAUUAGAUGAAGUUGGUAUAGUGAACAGUGUUCUUUAUGGUGUUUCCUACAACUACUAGCAGUAGACAAGCAGAUUAAAAUAGCCAUACAAUACCAGGUGAUUUGAACAAGUCUGGAGCUAACCCACCUCCAUAUUUAAUACAAACACCCAGGGCCACCAUGACUUUACAGAUUCUGUGGCCUGUGUCUAUACAGACACAAAUUCAGACGCAUGGAUACUUCCACACAGAGAUGCAUAAUCUAAGGCACACAUUUAUGCACACACACAUACAUAUACUAAUAUACACGUUAUUUUUAGCCAUUCUCAUGUUUAGAUAUAUUUCUGAUGCAGGGAUGUUGUAUCCAUGGUGUCUAUUGUGAAAUGAUGGCAAUUAUGUCUUGCACAACUUCCUUAGAACACUGAGAAGAAGUGAUAUGACAACACAUUCUUCUAUCACUGCCACGCACCAAUCAGUAGGGAGCUGUUCAUGAAGUCUAGUAAAAGACUUGUUUUGUGGGAGACUUUGAGAGUAUAUUUAUGGGAGCUGUUACUAAUUACGGUACCUCAAGGGGUGUGCCUUUAAUGGAAGGGUCCAUUAUUAAAAUAAUGCGAACGACCCUAGUUUGCGCAGUAAUAAUAUUUACACUUUGCACAAAACAUGUAUGAUUACACGAAGAACUUUUCUUCCCAGCAUUUUUAAUACUAUCACUACAUUUAACAAAUAUGUACUUGCGAGAUGUAAAUAAUGAAAUCCACACCACAUUAUCCUGCAACUGGUCAGUCACUUUUAUAUGCUCUUUCCUUUGUUACUUGUAGUCAGAAUUGAGAAAACAUACAGAGAAGAGGAAACUUUAACAUUCUAGGUUAUUCGCUAAAGUGAGAAUUUAAAGGGAAUUUCAAAUUACUGCGCAAAAUAGCCAUGCUGAUAGCAGUGCAGAAUGUUUCCAGUUAGGCUAUUUGGGCCUUUAAUUUAAAAUUCACUUUGAUUUGAGUUGACUACGGAUUCCUGACAGUUCUGACUUUAGUGAAUAACCUAGAAAGUUUCUAUUUUCCCUCUUCAUUAGGAAAGUUUGCCCUGGUUUUGCCUUACUGGAUUUUUUAUCUUAUUUGUUAAAUCUUUAAUAUAAAUUUGAAAAAAUAAACAGUGCAUCUCAUUAACAAAAGAUAAUCAUGAGUUAUAGGUCAUUUCCAAAGAUUUGUAUAGAAUGGUACAAAUUCCCCUUUAAUUGUACUUCCCCAAACAAGGGGAGAGCUUUUUCACACAUUCUUAACGCAAGUGCUUUCAGUCAGGAGCCACAUAUAUUAAGCAAAAUGUGAUAGGUAUAAACCUGUUUAAUUCAUACAAACUUUUAAUGGAAGUUUUCAGCUAAACCUGUGGUAACAGGCAAAAUUCAUUAAAUGGUAAUGAACGAGAUCAAAGGUUUGCUUGUAGCAGCACCAUUAGCUGAACUCUUCUGUCACUAAUGUAUUGUUUGAAACAAGUCAUAAAUUGUGCAUUACACACAGAGACCCAUUUUAUUAAAAAACCUAGAGUCACCAGACCGGUUUAGAGUUUAAAAAAACUUCAUGGUACAUGAGAUUUUUCAAGGCAUUUAUCCAAUACAUUAACAGUAAGAAAACAAUCAAAAAUUAAUUGUGCAAAUUCUACUUGUUAAGAUAAAAAAAAUUAAUUUUAGGGGUGUUGUAUCACCAUAAUUUUCUACUUAGUACUACUGCAAAUUGCCAUGAUUAUGUAUUAUAUACUUUUAAAAGGCUAUCCUUUUUACAAAACAGUCAUAUGGGUAAUCAAUAGGGAAAAUCUAAGCAACACUGCCACACACUGUUAUAUCGGCAAUAAUAAAACUCUUACAUUUUAAGGCACCUUUAUUGCAGCUUGAGAGGAAAUGCCUUUGGUAUACUUUAUACAGUGGCUUUUCUAUCUCAUAACAGAAAGAAAGGCUGAUUUCAGGCUGGUGUAUAUAUCAUUUAUUAAAGAGACACUCUAAGCAACAAAACAACUUCAGUUUUGUACAUAGUGGUGGUUUUAGUACAUAGAUCAGAGGAAAGAAACCUAUGGCACUUGAGGCUGCCAGAGCCAAAUAGGCUCUAGCCUGCCAGGAGUCCCAGUGGAACUUCAGAUAUUUGCUAGAGCAAUCUGAGUGGUGAUUGCAGGUGGUAAGGAACAAUGCGUAAUUUACACACUGCAGCACUUAAAGAAAGUGAUCUCAAAUCAUUUCCUCCCAGCGCUCAUGAACAGUAUCCGCACUGGAGUAGAGCAGCCCACAGCGCUCCUGCUCAUGACCUGUACCUGGCCAGCCCGGUCCCCACUAGACACCAGGGAAGCUAGAUAUACACAGACCUGUAGAAUAAACCUCCCCCUCUCAAAUAAUACAAACAGACACACAAUCCCUACAAACAUAAAACCACUAACAAUCCAUAUACACAUACAAUACACAAGUAGCCUCUCACAUGCAAUACCACAAGCAACCCCACAAAUGCACACACCACCAAACACACAAUGUGACAUAUCAUCCACACAUACAAUUCCACAAGCAGGCCCCAUACACAGCCCACAUUCAAAGGUAUCAUACGCAAUACCACAAACUGCUCAUGAGCAUAUAAAAUACAACAGCCCAUAUAUGCACAAAUACAAUGCUACAAAACAACCGUAGCACCAAUAAAAACACAAGCCGAAUACGGAAACAUACACCUCAAUUUAAAAACAAAUAGGACUGGCAAACGAAAUAACUGCAAGAUCUUAUUUUGGCGAAAAACUACUAAGCAGUUGUCUACCCUUGCUGCUGCAGUGUCACUGCUUAAAACACUAUAGUCACCUAAACAACUUUUGCUUAAUAAAGCAGUUUUAGUGUAUAGAUCAUGCCUCUCAGGUUUUACUGCUCAAUUCACUGCCAUUUAGCAGUUCAAUCACUUUGUUUCUGUUUAUGCAGCCCUUGCCCCACCUCCACUGGAUAUGAUUGACACAGCCUGCAUGAAAAAAACUUUCAAUCAGAUGUAAUUUACCUUAAACAAUUUUAUCUCUUGCUCUGUAAAUUGAACUUUAAACACACACAGGAGGCUCUUGCAGGGUCUAGCAAGCUAUUAACAUACUAGGGAAUAAGAAAAUCUAAAUUAAACAGAACUUGCAAUAAAGUACGUAUAAACGUUGGAUGACUCUUUACAGGAAGUGUUUAGGAAGGCUGUGCAAGUCACAUGCAGGGAGGUGUGACUAGGGUUCAUAAACAGAGAGAUUUAACUCCUAAAUGGCAGAGAAUUGAGCAGUGAAGCUGGAGGGGCAUGUUCUAUACACCAAAACUGCUUUGUUAAGCAAAAGUUGUUUUGGUGACUAUAGUGUCGCUUUUAUGCAACUGCCCUAGCUGAGACUCAUACAUCCUCCCUACACACUUCCUUAAAACGAGUCAAACUUUUUUAGCUUAUUGCACAGUGUGUUACAUUUUUUACUUUUUUUAUCCUGCUCUAUUAAUAACCUGCUAGAGCCUAAAUUCUAAAAUAAAGACAUAGCCAUGGGAGGUGUGGCAUGGACUUCAUAAACAGAAACCAAGGAAUUUAAAGCCGCUCUGUCACCAGCCCCCUCCCUUAAAAAAAAAAAAAAGUGUUUCAUAAAGAUAAAAUCAAUAAAAACAUUGAUUGUGUUGGAAUUUCACUGAAAUUGUGAUUGUUUCGCUGAAUGCGAGAUAAUAUCUAUGGAGCCUCCCACUGUCCUCCAUAGACUUAAGGUUAUACUCUUGCACAUGCGCGAGAGUACAGCAAUUAUGUGGGCUCCUGACAGAUGAAGCAUCAGAAACUGAAGAGAGUCUGCAGUUGGAGAUGUCUCUGUCAGCAAGGAACAGCUUAAGGAUAAGUAAAUCUAAUUUGCACUGCAACCCUGGGCCACUGCACACCAGGCAGCAAAAUAUGCAAAGACCCCAGAAGGUGACAGAGCCUCUUUAAUUUCCAUAUGGCAGAGAACUGAACAGUGGGACUGCAGGAGCAUAAUCUAUGCACCAAAACUGCUUCACUAAAGGGAAUCUAUAGUCCUGUUAUUUGGGAAUAUAGAUUCCCUUAUGUCCACUUUCUUUUUAAAGACUACUCAUCUAAAUUCUAGCACUGGUACUCCUCUGCUGCAGCUGCCCAAUCCAUGUCCAGUGAUGUCAGCAUCCAAACUGACAUUACCCGCAAUCUACUCUAAUCGAUUUCUUCUCAUAGAAGCAAUGUAUUGGAACUUGGCAUGCGUGUCCAAACACCGCACUCCUCCAAUCAAAUGCUGCCAUGAGGAGCAUUUCAUUCCCAGACCAAGUUUUACUGGGAAGCGCCUUUAGAGGCUGUCAGGAAGACAGCCACUAGAGGUGGAUUUACAAAAACCUGCAAUGUUUUACAUUGCACAGUUAAAACUAGAGGACCCACUGCACCCAGACCACUUUCUUGAAAUGAAGUAUAGUGUUCAUUUAAGCUAAAGUCUGUAAAUUCUUAAAAUAUCCCCUUCACUCUGUGGACGCCAUAAAGGAAUUCAAUAAUACUUUAGAUUUACAUCUAUCAUGAGCACUGAUUUAAUAAUAAGUGGACAUGCAAUUUCAGCCUAACCUGAACCUGACUGGGCCCUUGGGACCCAGAAGUUCUGCAGUACACAUUGACCUAAAAUGCCAACCUUUCCUUUAAUGAUCCUGCACGGUUGUUGAGAGGCAUGACUUCCAUUUCCUAGAGACACAUAUAGGAGCUGGAUGGCCUAGCCACAAGUUUCCUGGGACUGUGACACUUUUAAACAAAAAAACAGGGUGGUUUAUCAGCAGUUUAGCAGUCUGUCUAUAAAUGUGUUGUUUAAUGAGCAUCUAGAAGAUUAGAAACCUCUCUCUAACAACACGAUGUUAACAAUUAUAAUUACUGAAUAAGUUAAAGGAACACUCCAGGCACCAAACCCAUUAAAGCCUACUGUAGUGAUUAUAGUACCAGUGUUCCUCACAAAUUAUUCAGUUAGAACUGUUUAGGUUGGACUCUGCAGGAGAAUCUGGAUAUCUCUGCUUACGCUUUUGGCAAUUGCCAUCGUCCCUACAUGACCCUGCCUAGCUCAAUGUUAGUUGGAUUCUCCGGCAGGUCCCAAAUAAGUAAUCAGACUGUUCUAAAACAUUUUGAAAAGGAACUCUGAGAGUGUGCAUGGGCAUUCCUGGUGUCAUAAUAAUUGCAUCUGUCUGUAGUAGUUGUGGUGCUUAGAGUUUUCCAUUAUAAGGGACACUAUAGGCAGCCAGACCACCAGACCACUUCAGCACUUUAAAAUGGCCUGGAUACACUGCCCCUGUUUCCCCUACUCCUGCAAUGUCUAGCUCUGCAUGAGGACACUCUGUGGCAUGAGGCCUAAUGCGCAUGUGCAAUGGGUCCCUUCAAUCGGAUGAGGCGGAGGGCAAUCCAGUGCUGGAAUCGGGUAAGUGAAUAAAAGGUUAUUUAACCCUUUACAUCGCUGGGUGGGAGGGCUGCUGCCAUAGACUAUAGUCACCAGAACAACUACAGCUUAUUGAAUUUGUUCUGGCGAGUAGAAUCAUUACCUUCAGGCUUUUUGCUGUAAACACUGUCUUUUCAGAGAAAAUGCAGUGUUUACAUUACAGCCUAGUGACAACUUCACUGGCAACUACUCAUAUGGCUGUUAGAGAUCCUUCCUGGGUCAUGGCUGCCUAAAAUGCAUCCAAACAUUGUGUCUCCACCCUCUGCAUGCAGACACUGAACUUUCCUUAUAGAGAGAUUCAUUGAUUCAAUUCAUCUCUAUGAGGAGAUGCUGAUUGGCCAGGGCUGUGUUUGAAUUGUGCUGGCUAUGCCCCUUAUCUGCCUCCUUGUCAGUCUCAGACAAUCCUAUGGGAAAGCAUUGUGAUUGGAUCAGGCCACCACUUCUGAUGAUGUCAGCUGACAGCUUGCUAUUCUGAGGCAAACAGCAUGCAAAGCUACAGCUUCAGGCCUGAAUACAAGUAAGAUUGUGCUAUAUUUAGGGAGGCAUGAGGGGCCCAGGGGGGCUAGAUGGUGGUUUUAACACUAUAGGGUCAAUAAUGCAUGUUUGUGCCCCUGACCCUUUAACAAUAAAUUAUUCCUUUAAGCACAGUAUGCAUAUAUAAUACUCUCACUGCAUACAGGAAGGAAGCCAACAGCAUUGUAUGAUCAGUCACACACCAUUAAAAUAUCUUACAUUUUUACUACAGACAUUUUGAGACGUCAUUGCCUUCUUUUUGUAUUCAUCACAGUUUAUAGAUCAAAACAUCUAAUUUUAUAACUUGUAAGAUCCAAUAUGUUUGGGUUCUAAUACUAAGUAUCUUACUUCUUAAUAUUUUAAUCUAUUAUUCUACAGUUUCACAGUUUUCUUUAAUUUUACCUCCUCAUUUGUAUACUGUUGUGUACGGAAUUUCAGAAUGUUUGUAAACAAUAGGCACCAAGAUACUUCGGGUGGCAGAAUGCGAGCAGCUUUCACUGACCUGAAGAGAAAACUGUCCAUAAAACACAACUCACUUUACCACAAAGGAAACAAGGAAAUUAACAAAACUCAGUUAUAAUGACAGCACUAUGUGUGUCUGAGGACAAUGUGUCAUCAAGUGUGGCUUUACAAUCCUGCGCACAGUGCCGGGAAGGAUGAUGAGUACGACCCUGCUUAGCAGCUCCUGGAUUACCCACACUCUGUGUGUGAUUUGAGCAGUUUUUAAAAACUGUGAGGUCACAUUGAGGGCUGAUCAGGUCUUGGAACAUCGUGGGUCUUUUUCCUCUUUUUCUGCUGCAGAUCUGAAUGUAUUGUGAAGUGCCCUACAGUGCCAGGAAGCCAUGUACAGGGAGAGAUAUGCACAAAUAGGGCAACUGCCUUCUCCCUCCCAUCCAUUCUUAUUUUACGACUGCUAAUCAUCUUCUCAUUUUGUGGGAUUAGGACUGAAUUUAAAUUCCUUCUGCUGCUUCCUGAAUACUUUGAAAUAAACAUCCUUUAAAAGCAAAAAAUUAAAAAAAAGGAUCAAGACAGGAAGCUGUAUGGGGAAUUGCACGUUGUGUAUUAAUAUAGACAGUAUAUAGAACGCUUUGGCUUUUUCCACUCAGAACGUCUAUUAUUGUUAUUAUUGUUGAGACAGUCAAAAGAAGAAAGAAAUAUCUUAGAAAGAAGUAUGUACUUAAAACGUAACUUUUAUUAUGAUAGUCAAGUCAAUAAGUAAUUUAAAAUCCAGAGUAGCCCAGUGAUCCUCACUGUUUUUUCUCUGGGAGCCACAGAGGCUAGAAACAGCCAGCAAGAGAGCCACAAUUUUAUGCAACUGUAAUACUUAUUAAAACAACAUCCUUUUUUAAAUUCAAUUAAAAGGACAACUGGCUUUAAUUACAAUUAACACUGAGACUAGAGGAAGGAUGCAUUCAUUUUCUUAAUUCCCUUCUUACUGUCUAUGUCUCUUUUCCAUCUUCUCACCCCAUUUAUAUCUUUUUUUUUUUUAUCUCCUCAAACAUGACACACGUCUCAUUUCCAUCUCAUCAUCCUAAUUUAUGCCUCUCUUCCAUCUCCUCAUGCUUAAACUAUGUCUCUUAAUAUACUGCAAUCCUACCUGCAGAUUUACAGCUUCUCUGUUUUACUCUCAGCUUCUCUCCCCCUGUGUCUUUCCAAUUCUCCCUCUGCCUCUCUCAGCACAUGCCAAAAAUAAGGGCUAAGCAGCUCCAUAAUUUGCUAUCCUUAAAUAUAGCAAUCCCACAUAAUAGAUUUAGGGAGUUAUCGACUAAAAAAAUAAGAAAAUCCAUAUUCUUAAAAGAACACUAUAGGGUCAGGAACACAAACAUGUAUCCCUAAUAUGUAUAACAUUAUCUAACUCCCUGCCUCUCCCUUGUCCCCUUAAAUACAGUAAAAUUGUACCUUUAUUCCAGUCUGGUGGUGCUGGCUCUGCCCCUGAUCUGCCUCCUUGGCUGACAUCAUCAGAAAUGAUGCUUUCCCAUAGGUCAGCAUUGGAUUGGCUCAGAUUGUCAAUUCUGAUUAUCCCAUUCAUGUAGGUAGGCUGAGGGGCAGAGCUAAACUCCACUCUGGCUAAUCAGCAUCUCCUUAUACAUAUGCAUUGAAUCAAUGCAUCUCUAUGAGGUAAGUUCAAUGUCUCCAUGCAGAGGAUGGAGACACUGAAUGGCAGUGCAGCAUUGCUCCAGGAAGCACCUCUAGCGGCCAUAUAAGAAGGGGCCAGUGGAGGUAUCCUUAGGCUGUAAUGUAAAUACUGCAUUUUCUCUGGAAAAAAAGUGUUUACUGAAAAAAGCCUGCAGAGACGGACUAUACUCACCAGAACAACGACAUUAAGCUGUAGUUGUUUUGGUGACUAUGAUGUUCCUUUAAUUUUGCUCUGUCAGUAGUUUAAUAGUUAGCUCCCUGAUUUGCUUUUAUGGCAUUAGGCUGUAAACUAUUGCAUAGACCUGUUGGAUGAAAUGGGGCAAAAAAAAUUAUUUACAAUAUAUAAGAAGUUAGUGUUUCACGAUGGCUCCCCUUUAAGCACAAUAAGAUUUAAUACCCAUGAUUAUAAUAUUAUAUGUUAGCAGAUUAAGGCUUAGCUAAUGAGAUCUUAAAUUUCACAUUCUCAAACAAAACUAAACAUACUCUAGUCCUCUGUAUAAUAUUACUUGUGGGUGAUCUGUACAAUAACAACAAAAUUGUUUAAUAUAAAAAUAGGUGGUGUAGAUUAUCCACUCAUGGGUGACUUUUGACCAUUAAAUCAGUGUUCUCCAACCCAGUCCUCAUGGACCACCAACGGUCCAGGUUUUGUCAGUAUCUCCAUUGGAAUAAAACAUGGAAAUACAUAAAUCCAGGACUGUUGGUGGUCCAUCAGGACUGGGUUGGGAGCACUGCACUAUAUCAUUCUUUAAUAAUAUUUUGUCAAGUGCUCAAUCAUUCCUCUCACAUUAAAUGCGAUUUACUGUUGUCAGCUUGAACUAAUCAGGAAUUAGGACACUUCCCUAUCCUCUCCAUCCAGUUAUAUAAGCAGUUCUGUACCUCCACCUGCUGCUUUUGGUGCUGACUUUUCAGCUGUAUGUAAUUUUUUAAAUAAUCAUCAUAAACUAGUAUAUUUUAAACCGUCACUCGGAUGUCUGAAAGAGGUUUUUUUUUUGUUUGUUUAGUUUUUUUAUAGCUUUGCUGUAUUCAUUUUGCUACAGUGUGGUGAGAGUAGGCUUGUAGCUAGAUUCUGUAAAAUAAAACUGUCUAAUAUAGAAUGAAAGUAGAUAUCUGUCUAAUCUAUUAAAUAUUAAUUCUUACACAUAUUUACUGCAAUCCACACACAUACAUCUGAAUUAUAGAUACAACUUUCUCUUAGCUUUAAUUUAUUAUAAAUUUAUAUUAAUAGUGUUGCAAGAGUGAACACCAACACAACUGCCCAUCAAGCACAUCCACCCCCCACACAAGCAAGUAUUGUAGGACAAUAUCCAAUGUAAUUACUUAUAAACUUGUACUCACUAUUGUCAUGCUCCAAAGGAUAGCAAAUCCCAUUGAACACAUUAGAGGACAAACAGACAUUCAUGUGUUAAAAUCCAACAGGUUCAUUUAUCCCCAUAAAAACGUUAAAAGGCGGUGGAUAGGGGUUUCCGCAGGACUGGAAUAGGGACUUGGGCCAAGACCUAACUCGGGAGGAAUUAAUUAGUAUUCCAUAAUGAGCUCUGUUUGAUGUGAGCACCAUAAUUGUAUGAGGAAUACCUACUUUUUUUAUUGUCAUUCAUCCCCUCUACAAACAACAUCCAGCCCCAUCACUACCAUGAUUGUAUUUGUCUUCCAAGAGGACAGAAAGGAUAAAAACAACAAACAUAUGUUUGUUGCUUUUUUUUGCUUCCCCAUCUUCUGCUAGCCUCUUUUGUUUUGACUUUAACAUGUGGUGUCAAAUGACCUGCAAUAUAAGCUGUGGUUUGGGGGGAAAUUAUACCUCUACAAUUCAAUCUUUAUUUUUUAUUUUUUUGUGUGUCUCAACGUACUCUUUGCUGCUCUCUGACCCGGGCAAAUGGGAGUGACCAAAUGGAGCUGGGGCAGAGAUACUUAGAGAGGCUUGGUAGAGCUGUAAAGCUAUAUAGGGGGUACUGUACAGGGUAUAUGGAAUGUAUGUGAUCUAAAAUUCACAUAAUUAUCUGCUAGCAUUUGAAGCUCACUGAGCAUUAUGUGAAUUGCACUUUACAAGUAUCCCAGGUAGAUAUUGAAAAAGCAUGGCACCGAUGUAAAAUUUUAUCCAGACACUAUCCCAACACCCCCCUCUGCAGUUUGCAUGUAUUCUUUUUAACUUUGACUUUUAGAAAUAGGGAUGUUCAUUUUAUAUGGAUGUAGAAUGUGUAACUUAAACAAGAUAUUGCAUUAUCCUAAGAGGCAGUGGUCCGGUAUUUCGACUUUUGGUCAAUAUUGACUAAAUGUUGCCUGAAUGCAUGAAUCCAGUUUUAACCUCAAGGGAAGUCCUAGCACCUAUGCUUAAGCAGCUCAAAUCAUUCUAUUGCCAAAACACGUCUAAUAUAUGAGUUUCCAGUUGUUGUCUGACUACUGCUUUUUCUGCCAAACCAAUAGCAAUAUUAAAGUGUCUGGGGAAGGAUAAAAACUAUUUUUUUUCUUCCAUUAUGCAUUUACUGUGAUACAAAACAAAUCAGUGAUUAAUAUUCCUUGACUCUAGAUAUUUUGUAUGCAAUUAAUAUAGUCCUUAAAAAUCACAAUGUUGUACUUACUUUAUAUAUUUCUCUCAUUUGUGGUGAAAAAGUUAACGUUAUUAUAUGCUCACAUUGUGCCACCUAGUGUCAACUAAAUAGUAAUAACAUCCAACUCAGAAACCUUGUUCAUUGCGUAAACAUGACUAAAUACUACAGUAAUAAAUAUAAGGCUGCAUUGUAACAAUGUUUGAGUUGUUCACUUAAUCUUGUGUAUAGGCAACUGCAAUUUCAUAGUAUUAAUGCAUGGAUGUUAUAUAUGCAUAGGACAGAUAUGGAGUAUAUCAAUAUAGAGAUAAACAAUAAGACAUAGAUAGUUGUGAGAUUGUAAGUAUUGUAUACAGAGCCAUGGAAACGUAGGUAGCAUGAUCUGACCAUGCUGGAUAAUGGAAUUAUUAUGAAUGGCUGAGAUUUAAUCACAGUAGAGUAGUCAUAUCUGGUAAAUAUUUGUGUCAGAUAUAUGUUGCAGUGUAACAGUGUAUAAACUGCGCAGACAAACAUUUUUAUUUUGUUAUUUUUAAAUCUUUGACAUGAACUAUAAUUCACUAUCUUUUCAGCCAGUUUGUUCAAAAAGUUUACUAAAAUUUUAUAAAAACAAAUUACCUUUCUGACAGUGCUUGUGUUGCUAUGUGUUUAUAUAGUGUUAAACACAGAUGAGAUGGCUAAAUGUUUGUUUGUUUGUUUAUGCAUUUUAGGUUUACACAUCCUCUGAUGCUCAGCUCCAGCAUGCACACAACAGGAAUUCCUCAUCCAGCUAUAGUACCUCACUCAGGGAAUAAAGAUCUGGAUAGCUAUGAACAAAACAUGUAAGUUCAGAAUUGCUGACAGUUAUGUCUGAGAGCUGCAAUUCUAAUUUGGACAUUUCUAUGGCUAGUAUACUCAGUGAUUCAACAGUGUUGUGCACUCACAGUAUAUAUAUUAUACUAUGUCAUAAAACUCCAUGGGGAAUGUUUAGUUGAGUACCCAGAAAUGAAUUUUCUACAACAAACCUAAGCUUCCAGAAGUUGUCCCAAAUUGUCAUACUCCUUGUGUGUGAGGAUAUGGAGGUCACUUCCUGGUUUCCUAGUUUGAGUUAAGAGAGGAGGUAUGUUUGAUCUCUCUUCUUCUGCUAUCUGGCUUGGCUGUAUACUUAUUCAUACUCAGUCACUCGUGUUACUCAACAAAAAACAGGAGUAGGAAAAUCUAUCUCAAAUUCAACUAAAAGGAGCUUAAAGGGACACUAUAGUCACCUGAACAACUUUAGCUUAAUGAAGCAGUUUUUGUGUAUAGAACAUGCCCCUGCAGCCUCACUGCUCAAUCCUCUGCCAUUUAGGAGUUAAAUCCCUUUGUUUAUGAACCCUAGUCACACCUCCCUGCAUGUGACUUACACAGCCUUCCAUGAACACUUCCUGUAAAGAGAGCCCUAUUUAGGCUUUCUUUAUUGCAAGCUCUGUUUAAUUAAGACUUUCUUAUCCCCUGCUAUGUUAAUAGCUUGCUAGAACCUGAUUAAAGUUAAAUUUAGAGAUUUAGAUACAAUUAUUUAAGGUAAAUUACAUCUGUUUGAAAGUGAAACCAGUUUUUUUUUCAUGCAGGCUCUGUCAAUCAUAGCCAGGGGAGGUGUGGCUAGGGCUGCAUAAACAGAAACAAAUUGAUUUAACCCCUUCAGGACAGAGUCAAGAGUACACGUUCUGAUCAAAACAAAACGUAAACAAAAAUUGGAAUUUGCGCUAUAUGUCUGUUCAACCGUAAUUCACCGCUGUCACGUUAAGUGCACCCACACUUAUUAUAUAUCAUUUUGUUCAGGAGAAACAGGGCUUUAAUUUAUCAUUAACUAUUCAUAUAUGGAACAUAAUUUAUUAUGAAUAAAAUAAAAAAAAAAGUGAGAAAAUAAGAUUAUUUUUUUUUUAAAUUUGUAUUUCCGUCUGACAUUUUAGCUGUUAAUGUCAUAAUACUGUUAGGUUUUACUGCAAACAAAUGCACAUAUUUGUAAUCAGCGAUGUCUCACGAGUACAACAGUACCCACCAUUAACAGGUUUUAUGGUGUUUUGGAAAGAUACAGGUUCAAAUAUAGAACGUUCCAUUUUCAGAUUGAAAUUUGCCAGAUUAGUAAUGUUCCCUUUAAGAUGGUGUGGUAGCCCAGGAAUGAGAAUUACCCCCAUAAUGGCAUACCAUUUGAAAAAGUAGACAACCCAAGGUAUUGAAAGUGGGGUAUGUUUAGUCUUUUUUAGUAGCCACUUAGUCACAAACACUGGCCAAAGCUAGCGUUCAUAUUUGUUUUUGUGUGGCUACUAAGAAAGACUGGACAUACCCCACUUGCAAUACCUUGGGUUGUCUACUUUUGCAAAUGGUAUGCCAUCAUGGGGGUAAUUCUCAUUCCUGGGCUACCAUACGCUCUCAAAGGCAACAUAACCAAUCUGGCAAAUUUCAAUGUAAAAAAAAAACCUAUACAUGGGGCAUACUGUUAUUCUCGGGAGACUUCACUAAACACAAAUAUUAGUGUUUUAACCCCUUAAGGACGGAGCCAAAUGUACACGUUGUGAACAAAACAAAAUGUAAACAAAACCUGGCAUUUGCGCUACAUGUCUGUCCAACCGUAAUUCACCUCUUACAUAGUAAAUGCACCCACCCUUAUUAUAUAUCAUUUUAUUCAGGGGAAACAGGGCUUUCAUUUAAUAUCAAAUAUUUAGCUAUGAAACAUAAUUUAAUAUGAAAAAAAUGGGAGAAAAUACAAUUUUUUUUAUUUUUUUAGUUCUACAUGACAUUUUAACAGUCAAUGUCAUAAUACUGUUUGCUUUUACUGCAAUAAAAUACACAUAUUUGUAUUCAGCAAAGUCUCACGUGUAAAACAGUACCCCCUAUGUACAGGUUUUAUGGCGUUUUUGGGAAGUUACAGGGUCAAAUAUAGCACGUUACAUUUGAAAUUGAAAUUCGCCAGAUUGGUUACGUUGCCUUUGAGACUGUAUAGUAGCCCGGGAAUGAAAUUUACACCCAUAAUGGCAUACCAUUUGCAAUAAUAGACAACCCAAGGUAUUGCAAAUGGGGUAUGUCCAGUCUUUUUUAGUAGCCAUUUGGUCACAAACACUGGCCAAAGUUAGCGUUAGUAUUUGUUUGUGUGUGAAAAAUGCAAAAAGCGCCAAUUUUGGCCAGUGUUUGUGACUAAGUGGCUACUAAAAAAGACUGGACAUACCCUGUUUGCAAUACCUUGGGUUGUCUACUAUUGCAAAUGGUAUGCCAUCAUAGGGGUAAUUUUCAUUUUUGGGCUACCAUAGGGUCUCAAAGGCAACGUAACCAAUCUGGCGAAUUUUAAUGUGAAAAAACUGAAACGCAAGCCUUAUAUUUGAUGCUGUAACUUUUGAAAACACCAUAAAACCUGUACAUGAGGGGUACUGUUGUACUCGGGAGACUUCGCUGAACACAAAUAUUUGUGUUUCAAAACAGUAAAAAGUAUCACAGCAAUAAUAUCGUCCGUGUAAGUGCUGUUUGUGCAUGAAAAAUGCAAAAAACUUCACUUUUACUGGCGAUAUCAUCGUUGUAAUACAUUUUACUGUUUUGAAACACUAAUAUUUGUGUUCAGCGAAGUCUCCCGAGUAGAACAGUACCCCCCAUGUACAGGUUUUAUGGUGUCUCGGAAAGUUAUAGGGUUAAAUAUAGUGCUAGCAAAUUAAAUUCCCUUUACUUUCGGCAUGGGUUGUCAGGUAGGUCUUGCUAAUUGUAAUUAAUUAAGAUACCUAAUUAUGUAAAAUUAUUACAUAAAUAUAUAUGUAGAAGGGUCAAAUAUAGUGCUUGCGAAUUAAAUUGUGUUGUCAGGCAUGUCAGUCAAAUUUGAAUUAAUCAAAUCACAUAAUUAUGUUAAAAGAUUACUUAAAUAUACAUGUAGAAUUUUAAUAUAUGCAUUUAUAGGUAUUUAAAUUCUACGUGUAUACUAAUGUAAUGUUUUAUGUAAUUACAUGUAUUUAUCUAUAUAUAUAUAUAUAUUUGCGGUUAUUUGUAUUUUAUAUAUAGAAUGUCAUUCUAAGUGUAUUUUGUUACCAAUAUAUAUAUAUAUAUAUAUAUAUAUAUAUAUAUAUAUAUAUAUAUAUAUAUAUAUAUAUUAAUAACAAAAUACAGUUAGAAUGCAAUUACAUAUGAAUAUAUAAUUUAUAUGAAAUUUUGUUUCAAUAUUUUAUUUAUUUAUUUUAUUAUUUUAUUUAUUAUUGUAAUUAUACGUGUGUAUGUAUAUAUAUAUAUAUAUAUAUAUAUAUAUAUAUAUAUAUAUAAUAUAUGUGUGUAUAUAUCUAUAAUAUAUAUACAUAUUAUAUAUAUGUAACGUCAUUCUAAGUGUAUUUUAAUACUAAUAUAUACUUAUAUUAAUAUUAAAAUACACUUUGCAUGACGUUACAUAUAUAAUAGCUAUAGGGGGCCAUAUGAUCGCUCUUUGAGAGCGAUCACAUGGCCCCCGGGGGCCUCAUUUGCCGGGGGAGGGAUGCCUGGGAUGUCAGGCAGCCCUCCAGAAGAGGAUUGCGGCGGAGGUAAGUCCACCGGACCUCCUGUGGCUGCAAGUCGUCACGGUGUUCUAUGCCGCCGCAACGGCUUUAAAGCCCUUUUAAUGCGGGACAGCAUAGAACGCUGUAACGGCGUUAAGGGGUUAACUCCUAAAUGACAGUGAAUUGAGCAGUGAAAUUGCAGGGGGAUGAUCUAUACACUAAAACUGCUUUAUUUAGCUAAAGUAAUUUACGUGACUAUAGUGUUCCUUUAAGUAAAAUAUAAACACCUCAUUCGAUUACUCCUCGAUUUGUAGCUGUUUUGUACUUCUAGAACCAAUUAUGCUCAGUUGUAACAUUUAUUUAUUUGUAGAAAUUACACAGUAGAAAUAACAGACUUGCUUAUUUUUUAUUUCUUUGUUUUCUUUUUGUCUACUAUAUAUUUUAUGCACAGGAAACCACAUUCUGAACCAAAGAGAGAAAAGGAACCCAAAAAACCCACGAUUAAGAAGCCCCUAAAUGCCUUUAUGUUGUAUAUGAAAGAGAUGAGGGCAAAAGUUAUUGCUGAAUGCACACUAAAAGAGAGUGCAGCUAUCAACCAAAUCCUAGGACGAAGGGUAAGGAGGCUUUGAAACUGGAGAAAGAGAAAUCACUGGUUUUGUCCUCAUAACCUCAUCAGACUGUGUCAUACCAGCCUGUUUUCAGCUUGCUUAGAGGGAUAAUAUUCACUUAGUGUGGUUUUCCUCCUUCCUUUCUUAGUGUGGUUUUCCUCCUUCCUUUCUUUCUCUCUUUUCUUUACUCUCCCCCUCUUCCAUUUUGUAUUUGUAAAUAGUUCAAAAUAGUUUGAAUUUAGUCUUAGGUAUAGUAUCAUCUGUGAUCUUGUGUUAUACAAUAGGCACCAUAACCACUACAGGUCAGUGGACAUAAUCCCACUGUUUUUUUGAUUGACAAAACAAAGGGUCUCGCUGGCUCCAAUUUACUCUUUCAACUUACCAGUGUCAGUUCUACCCAACCUGAAUGGCAGUAAUUGGCUGAGAACACUGGGGUAGUUUAAACACAGUACUUUAAGUCUAUCACUGCUGUCCAGGUUGGACAGAAUUGAUAUUGGCUAUGCAGAAGUGUAAAUUCCACAUUACAAUUGUGGCUGGAGAACUGGGUGAGCUGUGGUUUCCAGUAAGAGUUUUAGCAAAUUUCCUAAUUUCAAUUGGCAAGGCAAGAAGACUAUAGCAAAAUAAACCAUGUUUGUGAUAUCUAAUGUAAAUGUAAAAAUUAAGUAAUUAACAUGAAUUAAAAACAUACUUCUGUAAAUAUCAAUACAUUUGACAUGUGUUUUUUAUGGGUAAACAUAUCAUUAUUUAUUAUUUUAAAAUCUUUAUUUAUGAACAGUCAGGUGACACAAUAGCAGGCAUCAUCACAAGCAGUGUAAUAGAUAUAAAAAUGAUUAAACAGUGCUGCAAGGCCGUCAUUUUUGUACAAAAUAUAAAUAACAUAAAUUAAGCACUAAUGCAAACAUGUAAUGUUGUCAAUCGAAUAACGAGAUAAAAAAAGAAUGAGUGUAGAAAGAAAAGAAGGCAAUAGGAAAAGUAUAAAGAAAGUAAGAUAAUAAAGGAGUUACAGUGGAAGGUUGGCAUGCGCCUUACCCCCUGUAACGAACAGCCUCACAUUCCCUUAUAAGAUUCUCAUUUCUGAUAUGAUUUGUUGAAGAAAGACAUAGUUUAGUGAACCUGAGCAGUCAACUUGUCCAUGAGUUAGGUAUCCUUAAUCUUGAACUCUAUCUCGGCUAUACUGGGGGCCUCCGUCUGCCCUAUGGACUUAUUCCUAAUAUUUUUAAGUGAAUUUGCAUUUAAGUAGGUGUUUAUUUUAACUCUAAAAUUGUGUGCAAUAAUUUUAUAGUAUUGGCUAAAUUAAAUGUUUUUCUUUUCAUAGUGGCAUGCGUUAUCUAGAGAAGAGCAGGCAAAGUACUAUGAACUAGCAAGGAAGGAGAGGCAGCUUCAUAUGCAGCUCUACCCAGGCUGGUCUGCAAGAGACAAUUAUGUAAGUAUAGUACUAUACUGCUAUCCAUCUUACACCACAUUAUUUAGAUUUAAUUAAAGUAAACCUAUAGCCCCAAAAGUAACAAUUGUUGUUUCGGGACUAUAGGUUACUUUAUAAAGAUGUCAUCCCUGUUCGCCCCUUUGCUGUGUAAAAAUUAAGGCAGAGUUUAAUCACCUCAUAUCCAGCGUUGGGACUCCUCCACUAUCGCCUCCAACUCCUCCUCCGUUGAUAUCAGCAUGACCUCACUUGCAUUCUCCUCUAACCCAUUGCUUCUGAUAAAAAAGCAUUAGCUUGAAAUUAAGCAUGCACAGCAAAACGCUGUGAUCCUCCAACCAAAUUCUGCUAUCAGCAGCAUUUUAUUCCAGGAUAGAGUUCCACUGAGAUGAAGCGGUCUUUGUGACUUUAACCCCUUAAGGACCAAACUUCUGGAAUAAAAGGGAAUCAUGACAUGUCACACAUGUCAUGUGUCCUUAAGGAGUUAAUGGUCAUUUUAAAUAUGCAACUGUUUCAGAAUAGUGUUCACACAAAUGGCUUAUUAGACUUAUGAGUAAUGACUCAGGACAUUCUGUUCAUACUUUGGUGUAUGUUUUAAACUUGGCUAUUUUGACCUAAAUUUUGUACGUUCAGAGCUAUGUUCACCACAGUUAACUUAUUAGUGAAUAAACUCAUGGGUUUUUUUGCCAUUUAAAAAGGUUUGCCAUGAGACUCGUAUCAAAAUAUAGUUUUAAAGUUUACUGUCAUCAUUUAAAAUCAUGAUCGCUUGCAUUGAUCUGCUAUUUUUAUUCUGGACCUGACAGACAUGAGUUAAUUUCAUUGAAACCAGCCUUUCUUUAUAAAAAGGGAUUGCUGCUGAUAAAUUAGACAGAGGAAAUGGAAAAAUCAAAGCAGUGCAUGCACAUUAGGGUAGGGUGUGAGAAAAUCUUUCUUCAUGGAUAAUUUAAAAGGUUUCAUAGGGAAGCGCAAAGUCAUAUCUAAUAGUUUUUUGUACUUAACCCUUAAUUAAGAACCACUGACACUUUGACAUUGUGUUUCCUUUUAUUAUACAUAAACUAAAUAUAAAACUAAAUUACAUUUAAUGUGGGUUGUGGUUUGGUGGACAAAUAGAUACUAAUCAGUUGACUUUAUAAUACAAUUUUUUGAUAUGUGUUGCGAUUUAAGUAACAUCAAGCAUAUUGGUUAAAUAUUUAUAUUUCAACAGAAAAUUUACAUUUUUUUUGUUUGUUUGUUUUGUUUCGUUUGUCUUUUUUUUUUUUUUUUCAGGGGAAAAAGAAAAGGAGAACCAGAGAAAAACAUCAGGAUACAAAUUCAGGUAAGAUUUCCAGAAGAGGGUGUGUAUAAACAAAUGGCAAGAAUAAAGAUUCAAAUUAUAAUAGUCUUCUGUUUUACAAAUAAAAAAAAGUAGAGAACAUUAAAAUUAAGUCAAUAUAUGCAAAUAUGUUUAACUUGGCACAAUUAAGUCCACGUCUGGUAUGCUAAUAAACUUGUAACUAAUAACAGUAGUUAUUGAAUGUUUAGCAUCUUUUACAUACAUCUGUAUAGAGAACUGCUGCUGCUGAUCUUUGUAUUAUCAGUCUUUUAAGUCAUAUUAUGUCACACUAAAACAGAACUGCGUUUGUAGGAACUCAACAAACCAAUAAGGGGUAAUCCACGAGUUUCCACUAAUUCUACUACAUUAACUGUGCCUCUUUGGGGCAUACCCAAAAAAUGCAGCAGCAGGCGUUUUUAUUUGGAAAGAAUGUUCCUCUUGAAGAGUACUUUAAAAACCGUGUACAAUCAUUUUUGUUUUGUUUUUCCCUUCUUUGUUUACAUUAAGCGCCAUAUUACUAGUCUAUUAUAUUAGGGGAUUUUUUUUGGGGGGGGGUUGGCUCAAUAUUAAAAGCAGAUCUACAAAAGCUGAUUUGCUGCUGUUCCAAAUGUAAAUAAAAAAUUAAUUAUGCAGUAUCACCCUAUAUUAUUUGUACAGGUUAAGAAUAGUGUAUGGUAGGUGAGUUUUUUUUAUAGAAUUUUGGACCCUUCAGAUAAUAUUUUAAGGCAUGAUCACAUUUUAGCUCAUGGGGUAAAAAAGGUCUAUGCCAACUCGGUGCUGAAUUAUUGAUUAGCAUGAGGUGGAGACCUAUUUUUUAAUAGUUUUUCUUCUAAUCUAUACAUUUGCUAGCAAUUCGUCUAGCACACUGAAUAUGUAGAAUAUAAUUACUUAUAUAGUGAUCAACCACAAUAAUAAAACCACCCCUUGUGCAGCCGAACAGCUCUGAUUUGUCGAGGUAUUGGACUCCACAAGACUUCUGAAUGCGUCCUGUGCUAUCUGGCAUGAAUACAUUAGCAGCAGAUCCCAUUGGUGUUGCAAAGUUCGACCUCCAUGGAUCAGAUUUGUUGUUCCAGCACACCCCACAAAUGCUCAAUCGGCUUAAAAUCUGGUGAAUUUGGAGGCCAAGGCAACACUUUAAACUAUUUGUCAUGUUCCUCAAACCAUUACUGGACAAUUUUUGCAGUGUGGCAAGAUGCAGUAUCUUGCUGAAAGAGCCAUUGCCAUCAGGGAACAUCAUUGCCAUGAAGGGGUGUAAGUGGUCUGCAACAAUCGCUAAGUAGGUGAUAUGUAUCAAAGUAACAUCCACAUGAAUACCAGGACCCAGGGUAACCCAGCAGAACAUUACCCAGAGCAAAACACUGCUUAUGCUGACCUGCCUUCUUUCCAUAGUGCAUCCUGCUGCCAUUUCGUCCGUUGGUAAACGAUGAACCCGCAUCCGGCCCUCCUGAUCUAAAAGAAAACGUGAUUCAUCAGGACUGGCAACCUUCUUCCAUUGCUCUGUGGUCCAGUACUGAUUUUCAUGUCUCCAUUGAAGACACUUACAGAAGUCAUCAGUGAACAGAAGUUAUCAUUGGGCAUUCUGAUUGGUCUGUGGCUACGAAGCCCCAUACGCAGCAAACUUCGUUGCACUGCACUGUGUUUUCUGACACCAUUCUAUUGAAUGACACCAUUCUAUUCUAUAUGACCAGAAUUCCUUUUUUCAGCAAUUUAAACUACAGUAGCCCUUCUGUGUAAUCAGACAAUAUGGACUAACCUUUGAUCCCCACAUACAUCUGUGUCUUGAGCGCCCAUUAUCACGCAGUGCAUCUUAGUUUGCUGCAUAUGGGGCUGUGUCAGAGUGCCCCUGAUGACCCCGUUCACUGCCGUAAUCACCUUUAAUUGGGACGUGCGCAUCAGAACUGGACAAUGAAGCAAUGGAAAAAGGUUGCCUCGUCUGAUGAAUUACAUUUUAUUUUAUAUUAGGUGGAUGGCUCUUUCAACAUCUUGCACCAAUUGAGCAUCCGUGCGAUUUGCUGGAACCCACCUUGCAACCUGCAUGACUUAAAGGAUCUGCUGCUUACAUCUCUGUGCCAGAUACCACAGGAUACAUUCACAGGUUUUGUCGAGUUUAUGCUUCAACGCAUCAGAGCUGUUUUGGCAUCACAAGAGGGACCUACAUGAUAUUAGGCAGGUGUUUGUUUUGUUUUUUUUAUUCUUUAUUUUUCUGUGCAUAAAAGGCAGUUACAGAUGAAUUUGCAAUGGCAUGACAGCAUAGACAAAUAAUGUAAUGGAAAACAGUGAGAUAUAAGGGCAUGAUAUAGAAAAUCAUUGCACAUUUUUAUAUUAAAGGUAGGAAAGAAAGAUUUUUGUUAGUUAAUGUAGAAACAGGAACAUGUUAGGCAGAAACUACACAGGAUUGGUAUAAGACAGAAAGAAGGACACCACCAGUUGUUUAACUGUGCUCGCUGAGUGUGCAGUAUGCAAGCUAAGCUAAACUGCCAGACUGGGCACGGGUAGCUAGAUGGUAGCUUAUUCAACCAAUACUCAUAGCACUCAAACAAAGUCCAGGACGGUAUAAGAGGGUAGCCUCCAUGGAUUCUGCGGUUUGCCACAGCACUCCAUCUCCCAUGACUCCAAACUUCUCUCUUUGCAAUAAGAUAGAGUUCACGAGACUGCAGAGAGGUAUAAUUUCCACAGGUACGCAUCACACAUGUGCAGGCUGAGCAACAGGGAUCGGUAGUGCUGUUUGCUGACUCUGUCUCCUCAACCUCCGCCAGAACCGCCGGCAUAUCGCUUUAAAUAUUUUGUUAAAGUAUUCCUCCCAGCUCUGCACCUCAGCUUGUGGAGCUGCAGACAGGUGAGUAAUUGGUGCCUGGUGGGGAUUGGGAUAAUCCCCACCUGUCCAGUGGGAGGGGGGGGGACACGGGGCUCUGAAAAUCCAAUUAGGAGUAUCAGACAAGCUUGCCAGUGUGGGUAAAUCCAUCAAGAAGCGAUUUUCACCCUCUAAUUAGCUUUUAGAGCAGGAUCAAGCAGGAGCCCAAGCACUCUGCGACCAUCCGGUAUGGCGUCCAGGUCCCGCUCCUUGGCAGGUGGUUUUAUUGUUGUGACUGAUCAGUACAUAUCUAACGCCCCUUGACAAGUGCCAUUGUAACCAUGUAAUCAAUGUUAUUCACUUCACAUGUCAUUUAUGGCUGAUCAGUGCAUCUGCUGUUUUAUGACUUAUGUUAUAGUUUUGAUAAUAGCAUGAGGCCAGCAUUCUGCUUAAAGGACCACUAUAGGCACCCAGGCCACUUCAGCUUAAUGAAGUGGUCUGGGUGCCAGGUCCAUCUAGGGUUAACCCUGCCUGCUGUAAACACAGCAGUUUCAGACAUAGCAGUUUUGAGAUUGGCUGAAUGCGCUCGCGGCUCUUGGGGACAUAGAGGGUGAGGGGGACCCAAGGACCCUAUAGAGCCAGGAAAACUAGUAUGUUUUCCGGACACUAUAGUGGUCCUUUAAUAAAGCAAACUGUAAAAUAAUUGAUUUUUGGAGUCUUGCAGCAGAGGAGUCUAUGUAGCAAACACUAUUUAUUGCCUUGUUACUUGUUAAAUGUUCCUUUAAAAAUGUAUUGGUUAACUUGCGGUUAGAUUAAGGUUUUCUGACUGAGCCUGCUACUGUAUUUUAACAGGUGUUAAAUCCAUGCCUAAGAAGUGGGGUUAUUAGAUUAGGAUGCACACUCCACUUUAAUAUUCUGCUAAUCCACUAAGUGUGGAGAAAUGUACAUGGCACAUUAAAGCGCUCCCUAUUAAUUCUGCUGACAACAAGUUGGGCUCAGUAAUGGCUAGGAUGUCUGUCAGAUGCUUAGGCACUGACAUCAGAAAAAUAAACCUAGUCAGUGAAGUAUGCAUGUAUGAUCAGUGCUAGAAGAAAUGUAUACACAAAUUGUUAGGCUACAUACAAGCAGGCCAAUAAGAAUGGUAGACACAAGAAGAAGAAAAAAAACACAGCCUUCUUACUGUUUUGUCACAAUUAUAUUUUAGAGUGUUGCUUUUAAAUAUGUUGCCAAAAUAAUGCAAAUUAAAUAUAUAUUCACUGUGAUAAAUGUAUGAGGCUGAGUGUAUUUGAGAUGUCAUGAGUUAAAUCUUGUAGGUGAUCUCUAGAAUAUACUUUUGAAAUGGACAGCAGCAAAUAAACCCUUUGUAACUUAAUACAAUCCAACUACUACUAGGGGCUAUGGUGUUUUUAGUGUUCCUCCAAGUUCUGCCUAUGUUUGGUGUAAGAAUCACAUUAUUAAAGCAGGAGUAGAUGCUGUGCGUGCGUUUUUUGUUGUUGUUGAUUGGGUUUUUUUUAUUUUUUAUGGGGGUCUAGUGGAGACAAAGUGAUUUUCAACCAUUGCACCCUCUGAACCAAGUCAUAUGCAUGCCUAGAUUGGCCUUGUUCUUGCCAUUCACCAUAGCAUUUUUGAGACAGUUCCACACUAAAGGUAACUAGUAAAACUGAAAUGAGUUGGUUUACAAGGAAAAACCGUGUACUUUGGGUAGAGACCAAAUUCAAAUUGGACAAAAGUGGUAAGUAGAGUGCCUCAGGGUUCUAUCCUGGGUAAACUUAUCUUUAUUAUAUUUAUAAAUUAUCUUGAAGUGGACAUUGAAAGUCAUUUGUUGGUGUUUGCAGAUGACACAAAACUAGGUAAGAUAAUACAGUCUGAACGUGAUAUAACUUCUUAACAGAGGGAUUUGGAUACAUUGGAGGACUGGGCAGUCAGAUGAGAUUCAAUAUAGAUAAAUGCAAAGUCAUGCAUUUUGGAAUAAGGAACCCAUAAGCCACUUAUACAUUAUAUGGGGUUGAGUUAAGGAUAACAUUAAAUGAAAAGGACUUGGGACCAAUUUUGCCAUUGCAAAAGCUAGUAAAGUGCUUUCCUGAUUCAAAUAUAAUUUUGCAAGAGCACUCUGCGCAGCUCAAAUGUGUCAAAUGAAGUGCUCACACUGUGCCUUUAUAGGAUUUGGUAACACUAUAAAACAAACCUGGGUCAGUAGGACAGGACUGUUGAUAGGUAAGUUCACCACUUUCACUUACACAACAGAGCAAACCUAGCCUACUGUGUUUUUGCUUUGUAUAAUCCAUACAUAAACAGACUCUGACAAAAUAAUAUGUUUGCUUGGUCUCCCUCCUCUUUUACACUUCUGCAUUACAAAAAGGAGUCUUUGGGGUUUAAAGCCUUUGGACUGCUUAAAACCCAAGAUGUAGUCACAUCUCCAGCAACUGCUACCAUUACAUCAUCAUUGUGCUGUAAUUUAUUAAAAAGAAAAUAAAAGGAAAGGGUGUGCCUUAAAGGGAUGGUAUUAAAAAAGUACUUUAUAUAAGUAGAUAAUAAAAUAUAGUCCAAGUAACUUAACACUAGUCCAAUAAAGUGGAUCCACAGCAGUAGGGAGAGUUUUUGUGGAACGGCAGAUAAAGGACGGUGACGAGUGUAGGCUUGUAGUCCAAUGGAACAUGUAGGGAAGAAACAAAAAGAACGGACUCCAAUGGUACAGUAUAUAGAUGCACUUAAAUAUUCGGAUUAUAAUAAUAAGGAACCACUCACAAUAUCCAGAGCUAAAAUCCAGCUCUGGUGUGGAAUGUGUGAAGUGGAAUGAUCCCCACUCAAGGAUAUAUGGAGUACUUCCAAUUAUUAGAUUUAUAUGACAGUACGGUAGUCCAACACCAGAGUGGUCCAACCCAGAAUAAAAGAAAUAAAAUAUAGUGCUCACUGUAUCUUUUUAAAAUAAAAAGAUAAAAAUAUGAAAUAUAGUCACAGUAUAUUGAGCAGGCUCACUGCUCGAUGAAUAGCAUAUGGGUGGUAUAAUCCCCACCUAAGGAUUCUUUGUGCUUCUUUUAGGAGAUGAAACAUAAUGUCAGGUCAGGAUAUUUAAAGUAAAAUAUAAAGUGAAAGAAAGGAAUAUGGCAACCAAAGUAUAUAAAGCCAAAAAAUUCCUUUCUUAUCAGAAAUUAAAAGGUUUCUAGAUGCGUUUCCCUGAACAGGCUUCUUCAAGUAGAAACUAGUAAAAACCUUACAUACAUGGUUUUAUAUUGGAUACAUUAAUUGCAUUGAGAUUUGAAUAUUCCCGCCAUAAUAACGUCAUAAUCUUAAUAGAAAGAUACAUAAUAAAAAUGUAACUUUGCAACAUGGUUAAAGGUAAGUAAACUAUUAGGGUAUAUUAUCGAAGGUUAUUUUUAAUAUUAUUUAAUAAAAACAAGACUUUAAAAUGCUUAAAAUAGAGUAUAAAGAGAAUCACAUGACGCACAGCUUGUUACUUCCACGUCAUGUGAUCUCGGGUGGAACGCAUGCGUCAUAGAUAGGCGGGACUCAUCUGUGAUAAGGAAGAGAGAGCGGAAGCUGAGCCGUCAGAGAGAGAAUCGUCGCGUCACCACGACGGAGGAGCCUCGUGGUGGUAGCGACGAAGAGAUACAUUUGCCGAUAUGCUGUCUGGUCAACUUGGCAGAACAGACAGCAUAGGCAAACAUAUGUCAAACGGGUCACAGGAUCAAGACCCGAAGGGAGUGCGGAGAGCAGACUGAUCUCCUGCACAAUUAGUAAAACGAAGCAUAAAUAUAGUACUCAAAAAAUAUAUACAUUAAAAAUAUAGUACGUUAAAAAUAAUAAAUUAUUUACAUUACAUUAUAGUACAUUAAAAAUAAUAAAGUAAAUAUGGUACAUUAAAAAAUUAUGCAAUAACAGAUUUGACAGACUUGUAUAACAAUAUAUAAAUAGAAAAGGCUUUUACAAAAGCAGAUAUAUGUAGUGCACAAUGAUAUAGGGAUAUGUAUAAUAAAAACAAUAGAAUAACAUCAAAUAGUGUGUGCAUAUUGGUGCAAAAGGAUUAAAUGAGACAUUGUAAUAUUUGACAUUUGUGAAUAGUAACAUAUAUAAAUAAGAAAAUGAGUAUAGCAGAGAGUAUAACUGAGAGUUUUAAAAUAAAAAUAUAUGGGUAAAAAUGAAUAAAUGAAAAAGUAAAAAUAUGAAUAAAUAGUAAAAAUGAAUGAAAAUGAAAUGUAAAAUCUGUAAUCAGUAUUAUUAUAAAAAAGGGCCAAGUUUAUAUUUAGACCUUGUGGGGCAAGAGUCUUUAGAUUAUAUGCCCAUUUCCAUUUCUUUGCUCCCUAAAAUCUUUUUUAUAUCUCCUCCUCUCUAUGAGACACUGCAUGUAUCUAUGCCUAUGCAUUAAGGAUAUUUAGGAUUUUUACUGUGUUUUAAAAAAAUGUCUUGAUACUAAGUGGUUCUCAUAACCUUUUGUAAUAGUCCUGCAGUGUUCUGCCAGUCUGGUCUUAAGAUUUCUGGUGGUUAUGCCAACAUAUAGGAGCCCGCACGGGCAUUCCAAUAAAUAAAUUAAAUUUUUUGUAUUACAAUUGAUUACAUUUUUUAUAAAGUACAGAAUGCUGAAGUGUUUUAUGGGUGUAGAGUGGUCCUUGAAAUUCUUUGCCAGAAGUGUGAGAUCUGAUGUCUGCAAGUCACAUGGUUUAGCAUUUUUCUUUUUUGAGAUUAUUUUUGCUAUUUGCAAGUGGUGAACCGUCAAGAAAAUUGCAGAAUUCAAGUUGUCAAUUUACCACAAUUCACUGUUUAGUGAAUAAGCUCAAAAUAUGUGGUUCUCUUCUUAAACUUUUUUAAAUUAAAUUGUAGCACACAUUCUUUGCUCAAGAUAUUCUUAACAACGCAUGGAUUGAUUGAAAUGUAAACUGCUUUUUUUUUUUUUUUGCUGUUCUUGAACUUUUUGACUAUGGCAUACCAGCUUGUUUUAAAAUAAAUUUAAAUUGUCUGCUUGCUAUGGUGAUGCACACAAUUUAACACAUGCUAGUGCUAAAUGACCAAAUGUUAAUUCGUCAAACUGUACUGUUGUGAGCAACCAAAGUACUGCAGCAUGCACUUUAUGAUAUUUGAUUACUCAAUGUAUAUGUAUAGUAUGUUAAAACAAUUGAAGGAACACUUCUAAUGUUAAAAAAAAACAACAAUAUUUAGUUUUAAGUUUGCGGUGCUCCUUUACCAUUUUGAUCCCAGGCCACCCCUCUCCACGCUGCUCUGCUCAAACCCCAGGAGUCUGUCAGUGAUGACAGUCUCCAUUUCCUCUUUGGACAAAGUUGAUGCAUGGACAGCUAUUGGCAUCAAUGCACCAAGGAAUUGUGUCAAUAACCCAAUAUAAUGCUUCUCAUAGGGAAGCUCUUACUAUCUCUAUAAUGACUCAUUAGAGUGAAUCAGAAAGCACUCCUAGUUGUUAGCUUGGCUGCCAGGGGUUGUUCCUAAAGUAGAACAUAAAAGUGCUGAUUUCUCUUGAAUUCUGUAAUUUUAUGAAUGGGGACAGAGGAAACAUGCAGUUAAGCCCUAAAACGCAUCAGCAUGCUGGAGUAUGUUAGGGGUGUGGGGUGUCCCUUUAACAAAAAUGACUACCUAUACAGACCACAAUAAAUUGAAACUAUGAAUGUAUGUUCUGGGAUGGAAUUUUCGUUUAGAUUUGGCUCAUCCUUCAUUUAUAUUGACUCAUCCUCCCAUCAUAUCCUGUUUAAGAUUGAAGAAGCAGAUUUUGGGCACAGUACUGAGCUAUUUAUAUAAAAUAGCUAUACUCAGUAUGCAAGAAUGACAAAUACCCAUGUUUGGAAGUCACAAGCUCCCCAGCAUGAUGACUGCUCCAAACACAAAGUAUACUUAGUGACUUUUUCUUAUUGACACUACUAUUUACUUUUCAGGGGUGCUUACUAUAUGUGGCCAGUUUGCACUUAUGCAUCUUUGUGUCUACAUCUUACAGUUUUAAGUGCCUAAAUUUUUGUUGCAUCUUUUCUUCCCUUUUUGUGCGGCUUUACCUUCCCCUGCGCAUGUUUCUAUACUCAGACCCUGGCUCCCCUAAGAAAUGCAGAGCUCGCUUUGGCCUCAACCAACAAACGGACUGGUGCGGCCCGUGCAGGUGUGUAUCCAUAAAAAUAUCUGCUUCUUUUGCACUCUGUCUUUAACUCUUUUGCAUGCUUUUAGCUAUCAUAAGUCUUGCUCACUUGUGUCAAAUGGUAAUGCCAACUCCCCAAUAGUUAUUCUGUGGUGUUUUAAUCUUUUUUAUUAGGCUCAAGAUUUAUAGUAGAUAUUUGUGGCAAAUUCUGGUUAAAAAUCAAGGUCCAAUAAAAAUAAAUAAAUAAAACAGAUCAUAUGUGCAGCACACAAGGCAAUGUAGUUUUUGGAUAUUUGUUUUUAGUUUUUAGCCAGAUAUUGUCCUAAACAAAUAUGAAACUAACCUGCAUUUCUUUACUUUAAAUUGUAUUAAAAAAAAAAUAUUCACUGCAUAUAACCAACAGUAGUAAUCCAUAGGAUAUAAAUGUUUCAGUAACACUCCACUACAAUCUGCUGUGGUGUAAACAAUAUAUAUAUUUUUUUAAAUUAACCAAUUAAUGUAUUUUAUACAAAUUGUCAAAUUUAAUUAAGAUCUAAUUCAUGGACUUCUUAUCACAUUUCUUUGCAAAUGAUCAAUACAAAGUGUCUGUUCUGCUGUAUACAUAGUACAUUUUUUUCCAAAAAUAGGAAAAGAUUGGUGCUAAUUUUCACCACCUGGGCAGCAAGACAAGGUCAGGGCAAAUUUUUGCUAACUUAGAAAAUAAAUUUAAAAAGAAAAUGACUUCUCUUCUUCUUGGUAUGCUUUCUCUAUGGUGACCGCCAGGUGCAAAGGGCAAAUCCUCUAACAGUGACUGAACGGGACAAGAGAGAGGCAUUCAAUUGUAGGAUUAAAGUGUCCGUGUCACUUCCAUUUAACUUUUUCCUCUUGCUUUCUCUUCUCUUUCUGAACGUUCUUAUUUUCUAUUUCUGAUCUAGUUCUCUUUGAAACAUAAGAUAUAGUAGCGGCUACUGUGUCUUAUGUAUUUUUUUCUACAAUUGUCAAUCUUGACAAAGGGUGGAGCUUAAGACAAACUUCCUUUUGUUCAGGGCCGGUGCAUGGAUAUCUGCCGCCCUAGGCACAGAUCCAUUUUGCCGCCCCCUCAUGAAAGCAAAUACAAUCUCAGAGGUUUAUUCACUAAACUCUGAAUUGCAGUGAGUUGAAAAUCAAAUUGCAAAGUUUAAGCAAAGACAGCUCAGCUGUGACGGUAGCUGAAUUGGAGAAUUCUUCUAGAUCAGCUAGUUUGGCCUAAAUUUGUCAUAUGGUUUCCAGUUAGGUCUACCUAAUACACACAUACUGCUUCAUGCGUACAUCCAUAAACACACACUGCUUAAUACCUACAUCCAUACACACAUACUGCUUCAUGCCUGUAUCCAUACACACAUACUGCUUAAUGUGUACCUCCAUACACACAUACUGACUAAAACAUGCAUCCAUACACACAUGCUGCCUAAUACAUGUAUCCACACACACAUAUUGCCUAAUACAUGCAUCUAUACACACAUACUGCUUAAUACCUACAUCCAUACACACAUACUGUCUAAGACAUGCACCCAUACACACAUACUACCUAAUACCUACAUCCAUACACACAUACUGCUUUAUACAUGUAUUUUACAUUGAAUACAUCAUUUAUUGCUGUGAUAAAUGAUGUAUUCAAUUCAUUUGGUGAAUUUAAUUUAUAAUGAGACUAGCAUAGAUGAGCACACACACUUACAGACGACCAUACACUGACAAAUGAGCACACUCACUGACCGACACAUACACAUACUGACCUACACAUACUGACAGACACACUCACUGACAGACAGACACACUGGCAGGCACACACACUCAGUGACGGACACAAACACACAGACACUCACUCACAGACACUCACUGAGAGACACGCACACACACUCACUGACAAACAUACACUCACUCACUUACACACAUAUUCACUGACAGACAAAAACUCACACAAUUUAAUUUUAAUCCAGCCUCCCUACCUCCCUGGGGUCCAGUGUGGGGCAGCUCCUCACGCCCGCUGUUUAGUAUGCCGGGGCCAGAAUGACGUCAUAUUUUUGCUACCGGCAUCACAGAGCGCGCGUGAGAGAGGACUGAGAAGCUGGAAGAUCAGUCUCCCACGCUGCCAACACUUGUCUGCCUUCUCCCCCGGCAUUUAUCGGCAUAGCAGGCGCCUGCCAUCUGGGUAAGCAGUUGUCCGUUUCGGGGGUGCUCUAAGGUACCGCCUGGGCCCUCUGUGACAGGGCUUCUCUUGGCUCCUACACCUUCGGGCACAUGGAGGAUUUGCCCAGCGCUCAAGAGCUGCUCGCCCAGUGCUGCGGCCCAAGACAGGGGCAGCCCACUAGGAAUGCCUAAUUCGCCGGUUGCACUGGCCCUGCUUGUGUUAGCUUGACAGAGGAAGUGAAGCUUGCCUUAAAAGAACACUAAAGUGUCAGAAACACAAACGUAUUCCUGGCCAUAUAGUGUUAAAACCACCAUUUAGGUGGCUUGCCUCCCUCUUAGCCUCCUUAAAAGAUAAUAAAACAUAUCUUAUUUCCAGCGCCGCAAGGGUCCGCUAGCGCUGGGCCCGGCCUGAUCCACCUCCUUGCUGACAUCAUCAGAAUUUAUGAUUUCAGCCAAUCCAAUAUUUUUCUAAAAUAGAAAGCAUUGGAUUGGCUGAAAUCCGCAAGGGGGCUGGGCCAAAUGCUGGCCUGGCCAGUGAGCACCCCCUCAUAGAGAUGCAUGGAAUCAAAUCUUUAUUUUAAUUUUUUUCAGAGCUUGAAAACAAUUUAAUGAAGUAUGGAUAGGCUGCAUUCAUAAAUGCCUUAGUCCAUACCCAGUACAAUAAACUGAGGCGUAAUUUGUGCAUAGAGUGCCUUUUUAAAAGGACAGUCCACUACCCAAAUGAAAAGAAAAAAAGUCACUGUUUAGUAGAAAUACACCUUCCCCCCCCUCUCCUCCAAAUAUUACCAGUGUGGACAAUCUUGCUAAGGAUCAUGCAUACUAUAGGAUGACUGUGUAUGACUGGCCACCAUGUAUAUAAUAAUAAGAUAAAUAGGCGUCUUGUAUGUAAUGGAGAGAUAAAUGGUUAAUGUGUGUUGUUUCUUUGUUUUUAUUUGUCCUAAGAAAUCGGAAAGGAAUUUAAAAUUUUAGAAUAAAAUAGCCAAUUUGGUUUGAGGGGGGAAAACCGUUAGACCAAAGUGCUUGAGCUGGAAAUAAGUUUGAAUAAUUGCUAAUAUUUUUUUAUUGGCUGUUUUUUUUCUAAAAUUUUAAAUUCCCUUCCGAUUUCUUAGGACAAAUAAAUUCUGUUUAAUUAUGUAGAUGGUAGAACUCAUGCCACAACAUGUCACUGGUGCUGGAUUCACGACUUUCAUAUGCUCUAGUUUUAUUCUGUAGAAUAAAACAUUUUUAUUGAUUGGUUUUUUGCUUGUUUGUUUAACUAAGUGCAGUACAUUACAUUUAAAUUAUGGGAUACUCCAAAAAGGAAACAUACCACAUUAUAGGAAUUGUGGAUUUAGGCUGAAAUAGCUAAAGUGGAAAAACAUGAUACUUAGUUAACUUUCUAGCUUUUGCUGUUUUAUUAGCAACCUUCAUUAUUGCAGAUAAUCUGGGUCCAGGCAUAAGGCAGUGGUUGCAUUAUGUUAUCCUCAAAAUGUUUUUCUUAAUUUGGAUUCUGGACUUUUCUAUGUGUACAACUCUGUCAAUCAAUGUCUGAGUUGAUUGCACAUCCUUGGCAAUUGCAGGGUAAUGUGCCAUUGGUCAGUUGUCAGACUCUGAUUUGACAUAGAAAAAUUGUAUUUUGUUACCUGAUAAAUAUAUCCCGUUUCAGCAGCAUAAAUAUGACAACUUUGUAAAAACCCCUCUGACCAAAGUGUGAAUUACUUUGUUAGCAUCUCAUUAUUUACAUUGAGUAUUAAAGGGUUACUCCAAUCACCAUGACUGCUUCAGUGAUUUGAAGUGGUCAUGGUGGUAGGAGUAUGUAUUUUUUGUGUAUGUUUUAUUGCAAAUCAAGGGAGGGACCUUAACCAUAGUGCCAAAUAGGGGAUAUUAAAUAGGAAAGGUCCCCCCCACCCCGCUCAAUAGGCUUGGAGUAACCCUUUCAUCAAAUUAAGUAUUCUAGAAGUUCACAUACUGUUUCAACAAUGAAAAUGAAUGCAAGCUUACUUUGUAUAGAGAUAUAUGGUAAUUCUUUUUUUUUUUUUUUUAAUAUAAAUUCUUUUAUUCAAUUUCUUACAUAGAUACAAAUAUCAACAUGACACCACAAAUCACAUAACAUCUAUUGAACCAUUAAAACAAUCACAAUAGACAAACACAUUACACUGUUAUCUGCGGGAUCGGGCUAUUAUAAAAAUAUGUCUUAGCUCAGGACUCUUACUCUUCAAACAUUACCAGAUCUAAUGGUUAUCUAAUUAAUUUAUAUAAUAGGUUCUAUUUUAUUAACCCAUCUUUGCCAUAGAUCCCUUCUCUUUGGGGAAUUCAAAUACGGUAUACUUAGAUCUCUUUCCAUCCUCAUCUGAAGGAUGAUUUGAUCUUUAAUGGCCUCCCAAUAAACUGCUUGAUUAGAUUUCCAGUUCCGUGCAAGAACAAUUUUAAAUGCAACAAGACAACGAAUUAUAAAACAACUAUUUAUAUAUGACAUAUUCGACAUAUAAGACUACCUCUGGUUUCUUUUCUAAUUCUAUUCCAGUGUUGUCUUUAAUAAAUCCUAUCGUUCUCUUAAUAGAGGUCUGAAUGUUUGAACAACUCCACCAAAUGUGGAGAAAUGAACCCUCCUCUUUAUCGCAUCUCCAACAUCUAGAGGUGACUCCAGGGUACAUCUGAGAAAGCUUGCUAGGAACCAAAUACCAUCUAUACAUAACCUUGUAAUAAGUUUCUAAUAAAUUUAAAUAUUGGACCUGUCGACGAGUAUUAUUUAUAGCUUUACACCAAUCUUCUUGUUCUAAGGAACACUUCAGAUCUUUUUCCCAUUUGGUCCUCUGGGGAAAAUUAACUGCCUCAUUAGUAUUUCUAGUUAUCUCUAUUGCUUUAGCUAAAACUUUCGGUAUAUUCUGAUUUGAAAAUAUGCGUUUUAUCAUUUUAUGCGCUUUUCCAGAAUUAUUAUUAAGAUGUUUCUGCAGAAAAUGUUUAAGCCUCAAAUAUGCAAAUAACUCUCGUUGAGGAAGAUGGUAUUUUUGUACUAUAAUAUCAAAAGGCAAUAUUUUAUCUGAGUUUAAUAUCUUUGAAACUUUAUUUAUUCCUUUAAGUCUCCAAGUUUCUAGAGAUAAAUCUUUCAUAUUAGCUUCUACUAUCCUUAAAUUUGCCGUAUCCAUAAUUGCAUAUUUGAGGCCUAUUUUCUUUUUAAUUUCCUCCCAGACGGGCAACAUUUGGGCCCAUAUAAUAUUAUUUUUUUAUAUCUAUCUCCAUAUUAUCUAGAGUUUUCGUAUUCCAUAGCAGACCUUCUGGAUUUUUUAGCCUCAGAUCUUCCAUUUCAAUACUAAACCAGCUUUCUUCUUGAACUGUCUCCAUCUGGGACCUAUACAUAUGAUUGAUCACAUUUGCCCAGUAUAUAACUCUUCUAUUAGGAAAGUUUAAACCUCCUUCCUUAGUCUUUAAUGAUAGGAUGUUUCUAUUUAUUCUAUUUUUCUUACCCUUAUUAAUGAAAUUUUCCAAGUUGUUUUGUAAUAACGUCAACCAUAUGUCUGGAAUCCUAAGUGGAAUCAUCUGAAAUAAAUAACUCCACUUAGGAAUAAUAUAAGAAUUGAUAACAUUAAUACGGCCCCACCAAGUAAUCUGCAUAUUUCUCCACUCUUUAAGUAAUAAAUUUGUACUUUUUAAUAGAUUUAGAAAAUUUUCUUCCAUCAUCCUCUCUAUAUUUUUAGUAACCAAUAUUCCUAAGCAAUUAAAUUUCUGAGGUGCCCAUGUAAAUCCAUAUUGAUUACUAAUUUCCUCUCUAAUCUUCUUGUCUAAUUCAAUACUCAUCACAACUGUUUUUUCAUUAUUUAAUUUAUAAUUUGCCAAAUGGCUAUACACUCUAACUUCCUCCAUCAGAUAAUUCAAAAAACUAGCUGGUUCAGUAAUUGACAAGAGGAUAUCGUCCGCAUAGAGACUUAUUUUAAAUUCUCUAUCUCUUAUUCUAUAUCCUUUUAUAUCUACAUUUUUCCUAAUAUUUUCCACUAAGUGCUCUAUUGAAAGAACAUAUAAUAAUGGCGAAAGUGGACAUCCUUGUCUCACUCCAUUAUUUACUGAUACCCAGUCUGAACAAAUAUUUGGGCCUACUAUUCUAGUUGAAGGAUUUUUAUAUAGAGCCAUAAUUCCCCUUAACAGCCAGCCUUCUAUUCCAUAUGCUUCUAGAGUUAAUUCUAAAAACUUCCAGUUUAACCUAUCGAAGGCUUUUUCUGCAUCAACUGCUAAGGUCAUAAGAGGAAUAUGUUUCUUAUUAGCAUUAUCAAUUAUAUCGAUGAUUCUUCUUGAAUUAGAGCCUAUCCAUCUGUCUGGAAUAAAACCUAUUUGAUCAUUGUGGAUGAGCUUAUUAAUGAUACUCUUAAGGCGUUCUGCCAAUAUAGAUGAGAAUAUUUUAACGUCUGAAUUAAUUAGAGAGAUAGGACGAUAACUGGCCACAAUAGUUGGAUCUUUUCCUUGUUUCAGGAUGGGGAGCAUAUUAGCUCUAGUCAUCUCUUCAGGGAAACUUUGAACCGCAUUAUUAAACGUUGAUGCUAAUUGUUUACUCAAAAUAGAUUUAUAAGUAUGAAAAAACAAUUUAGAAAAUCCAUCUGGACCUGGUGUUUUUGACUUCUGGGUUUUAGAUACAGCCCUAUUCACCUCAGCUUCUGUAAUCGGAUUAUUAAUACUUUCUUUCUGAAUCUGAUCUAAUUUAGUUAGAUUUGUACUAGUUAAAUACUGUUUGAUCAUGUUUGUAGUAGCUUCAGCAGGGAGAUUAUAUAGUAACCCAUAAUAAUCUCUAAAGCAGUCCCCAAUAUCUUUUGGAUUUGUAUAAGUUAUUUGAUUAUAUAUAAUCUUACAUAUACGAGCGUUAGCAUAUUGUCUCCUCAACUUAUUAGUUAGCAUCUUAUCUGUUUUGUUCCCUCUACAAUAGAAUCUCAAUUUCAGUUUUUUAAUAUUUUCUAUUGUUUUAUUAUUUAGGCAUUGCAGAAUAUUUUUUUGCACUUCUGAUAUUCGUCUGCCUUUCUCCAUUGUGGGAUCUGCUUUAUUAUCUGUUGUAAGCUUAUAAAGUUCAAUGUAUAGAUCACCAAGUCUCUUUUCUUUACUUUUAGCUUCAUGGUUUAGCUUUAGAAGGUAACCGCUUGUAACUGCUUUAAAUGAACACCACGUAUUCAGAUAUGAAGUUUCUAAAGGAUCAUUCUCCUUAAAGAAACAUAUUAUCAGUUUCUCUAGCUUAGUCUUACUCUUUUUGUUAUAUAGCAGAUAAUUAUUUAGUUUCCAUGUUGUAUUAUUUGUAGCUGUCAUCUUAUCUUUUAUUUCAAAUAUGUACAUACUAUGAUCUGACUAUACGUUUUCCACUAUAUUAAUUUCUACCAAUUGUCUAUUAAAGUUAUAUUACCCCAGAUCAUAUCAAUUCUUGAGUAUGUAAAAUCUACUCUAGAUAGAUGGGUGUAGUCUCUUAAUUUGGGAUUUUGGAGACGCCAAGCAUCGAAUAAAUCAUAAUUGUUUUUAGUAUUGGUCAAUAAACUCGCAUUUUUAAUUAUUGUUUUGUUCAUUACACUACCUUUCAGCAAUUUUUUGUCCUUUUGUGGAUCCAAUAUACAAUUAAAAUCUCCUGCUACUAUAUAUAUCCCAGUUUUGACUAAAUCUGCUUUAUCUAAUAUUUUCUUCAGUUGAGAAACUGGAGCUACGUUUGGUAGAUAUAUGUUAACUAUCGUAUAUUUAACAUCGUUUAUCUUACCUACUAAGAUCAUAAAUCUUCCUUCUUUAUCUAAUUCCUGAUAAAGGUUCUCCCACUUAACCCUAUCUGAAAUUAUCAUUGCUACUCCUCUUUUUUUUUUUUAUCCUUCGUAGAUGCAUGUAGAAAGAUUGGGAGCUUAUUGCCUCCCCAUGUUAAUUUCUCAUUUUGUCUGCAGUGUGUCUCCUGAACUAAACAGAUAUCUAUUUUUUCUUUUAGCAUUUGAUUUCGUAGCAGAGAUCUUUUAUACAUCGUAUUCAGGCCCUGAGCAUUGAUAGACAUAAAUUUAACCAUAAUUCUGAAAGGCUUACAAACCCUUUCUUCUGCAAGUGGUCAUCUCCCAAUUUUGAUCACUUUCAACUUCAAGCAUUCCACCAGUUGCAGCUGGAGAAUUUGAUGGGAAAGCUCCAGACUCCGCCCUUUAACUUUGUAUCUACCAUUGUCUGGUAUCAAUGACCUACAUAAACUACAGCGAUACCCAUACAACAAGUAGAGUUUAGUAAGAUAUAUAGACAGUGGCGUACAUACCAGGGUCGCAGGGGUCGCGGCUGCGACCGGGCCCGGCCCACCAGGGGGCCCGGCCGCCCCUGCGACCCGGUGUGUACCCACAGGGCCAGCCUCUUCUCCUGGGGGGCCCAGGAGCGACCACCCCAGGGCCCCCCCGAGGCUGGCCCUGCUGACCCCAGCGGGCGGGUGGCCGGUCGGGCAGGCGGGCGGGCGCGCGAGGGAGCACUCAGUGCUUCCUCUUCCGCUCCCUCGCGCACCGCACUGAUACCGGAGCCGGAAGAUGACGUCAUCUUCCGGCUCCGGCAUCCCCAUGCGGCGCGCGAGGGAGCGGAAGAGGAAGCACUGAGUGCUCCCUCGCGCGCCCGCCUGUCUGCCCGACCGGCCACCUGCCCAGGAGCCCAGCAGCACCACUGGACCCCAGGGAAUCCCCCCAGCACUCCAAAAGGUAAGGAGGCUGGGGGGGAUUAAAUUUAAAAAAAAAACAUAGAGUGUUAGUGUGUGUGUGUGAGUGUGAGGGUUAGAGUGAGGGUUAGAGUGUUUGUGAGUGUUAGUGUGAGGGUUAGAGUGUGUGUGAGUGUUAGUGUGUGUCUGCUAGUGAGUGUUAGUGUGAGUGUUAGUGUGUGUGUGUGUCUGCUUGUGAGUGUUAGUGUGAGUGUUAGUGUGUGUGUGUCUGCUAGUGAGUGUUAGUGUGAGUGUUAGAGUGAGAGUGUGUGUCUGCUAGUUAGUGUGAGUGUUAGUGUGUGUGUCUGCUAGUGAGUGUCAGUGAGUGUGUUACUGUGUGUGUGUGUUAGUGAGUCUGAUGUCUGUUAGUUAGUGAGUGUGUGUCAAUGAGAGUGUAUGUUUUGUAAGUGAGUGUGUAUGUAUGUCUGUCGCUGACUGUGUCUCUGUCAGUAAAUGUGUGUCUGUUAGCUAGUGUGUAUGCGUCUGUAAGUGUGUGUGUGUGUGUCUUCAGCACUUACCUUUCUCCAGCGCCGGACUCCCUUGGCGCUGAGGAUCCCUCAGCCUCUCAGCUCCGAAUGCGACCGCGCACGCAUUCAAACCGCCCAUAGGAAAGCAUUACUCAAUGCUUUCCUAUGGACGUUCAGUGUGCUCCUCUAGCGGCUGUCAGUGAGACAGCCACUUCUCUGAAACUGCUAUGUUUUCAGCUGCAGGGUUAAAACUAGAGGGACGUGACACCCAGACAACUUCAUUGAGCUGAUGUGAUCUGGGUGUCUGUAGUGGUCCUUUAAAGGACCACUAUAGUGCCAGGAAAACAUACUCGUUUUCCUGGCACUAUAGUGCCCUGAGGGUGCCCCCACCCUCAGGGACCCCCUCCCGCCCGGCUCUGGAAAGGGGAAAAGGGGUAAAACUUACCUUUUUCCAGCGCUGGGCAGAGAGCUCUCCUCCUCCUAUCCUCCUCCCCGUCGGCUGUAUGCGCACGCGCGGCAAGAGCUGCGCGCGCAUUCAGCCGGUCACAUAGGAAAGCAUUCAUAAUGCUUUCCUAUGGACGCUGGCGUGCUCUCACUGUGAAAAUCACAGUGAGAGGCACGCAAGCGCCUCUAGCGGCUGUCAAUGAGACAGCCGCUAGAGGAAAUAGGGGAAGGCUUAACCCAUUCAGAAACCCACGGAUCAAUUUUCGCACCGGGGCCCCAUGGGUCAUGUGUACGCCACUGUAUAUAGAUACAGCACACAGCAUACAUCCCAGCUAGAUAUUACAUGGUUAACUCUAAGUGGUAUUGUUGGAAGGUGGAAGAAUUUAGGAACACCAGCAACUCAGACAUGGAAGUGGAAUUCUACAUAAAGUCACAGAGCUGGGUCACUGCUGAGGUGCAUGGUGCGUAACAAUCACCAACACUGUUAAUUCUAUAGCUGAAGAGUUCCAAACUUCCACUAGCAUUAUUAUCAGCACAAAAACAGUGUAGCAGGAGUUUCAUGAAAUGGAUUUCAAUGGCUAAGCAGCUGCAUGAAAGCCUUGCAUCACCAAAUAUAAUGCCAAGCGUCGGAUCGAAUGGUGUAAGGUACACUGCCACUGGUCUCUCUCUCAUGCUUCUCUGUUUUGCAGUCUGAUGGGCUAAUGCCAAGAGAAAGUUACAUUUCUGACUGCAAUGUGCUAACUUUAAAGUUUGGUCGUGGAGGGCUAAUGGUAUGGGGCUGUUUUUAGGGGUUGGACUAAGCUCCUUACUUCCAGUGAAGGAAAAUUUGAAUGCUUCAGCAUAUCGAGACAUUUUGGACAAUGCUAUGCUUCCAACUUUGUGGGAAUAGUUUGGAAAAUCCCCUUUUCUAUUACAUCAUGACUGGGCCUCAGUGCACAAAGCAAGGUCCAUAAAGACAUGGUUGGUGUGGAAGAACUUAUUGGCUCACACAGAGCCCUGUCCUCAACCCAAUUGAACACCUUUGGGAUGAACUAGAAUAGAGAUUGCGAUCUAGGCCUUCUUGUCCAACAUCAGUGCAUGGCCUCACAAAUGCUCUACUGGAUGAAUGGGCAAAAGUUCCUACAGAAACACUCCAAUAUCUUGUAGAAAGGAUGAAGCUGUUAUAGCUGCAUAUUAAUGUAUGUGUAUUUAGACUGCAAUGUCAUAAAAGUCCCUGUUGAUGUAAUAGUCAGAUGGCCCAAUACUUUUGUCCAUGUAAUCUAUUAAUAUAUGUCCUGUACCUUGUAAUAUACUCUAGAAGGCAAUUUGUUGUGUGACAUGACACAGAGAUGGACACUAUGAUAAAAAAAAUGUUUUAGAGGUGUGCAAUACCAAUACAUAGAAGUGAUCACUCAAAACCAUUUAAGAACAUUAAAAAUUGUCAAGCAGUCUAUGCUGAACAACUUGAGAUGGAUUAACCCAAUAAUGUAAAUUUAUGAAGGACUCUAAAAACCAUGUAGAUUUUUUUUUCUUUCUGAGUAAACUUAGACUAGAUAUGUUUAAUGCAGUUUUAUACCAACUGCAGGGGUUAGGCCAUUUGGCCCUGCCAUUAUAAAAUACCUUUAACUUUUUUUAAAAAAAAACUAUCCUUAACCCCUUAAGGACACAUGACAUGUGUGACGUGUCAUGAUUCCCUUUUGUUCCAGAAGUUUGUUCCUUAAGGGGUUAAAAGAUCACUAUAGUCACCAUAUAAAAGCAAGAAAGAAAGGUCCCCCCCCCCCCCCCUUCUUUCUUGCUUUUAUAUGAACUUGUCAUUUAAAAAAAAAAAAAAAUCUAAGCACUUUUUAUUAAUAAAACUUACCUCCGUUCCAGCGCCAAGCUUCCUGCCAGGCCACACCCCCUUUUUCAUCAAAAUGAUGAAAUUGUAGGUCCCAAUCAGACGCUUCUCUUUGAGAAGCGUCAUCGCUCUCAUGCGCGGUUUCUCACCAAUCAGGUGAAUGCCGCUCUAUGAAAAAAACUGCGCAUGUCUAUAUCUAUCUCUAUAUAUCUAUCUAUUUCUAUCUAUCUAUAGCUAUCUAUCUAUAUCUAUCUAUUUCUAUUUAUCCAUAUCUAUCUUCAUUAAGUUGAAGUUGUUCAGGUGACUAUAGUGUCCCUUUAAUUUUAUCUGACCAAUCUAAAAUGGCAGCAUAUUUCCAUUAUGGUCAGCCAUGCAAAAUUGGUGACACUCAUGGCUGUGUAUGUGGUUUCAUGCUUUCAUUUGGCUAGGCAUGUUGGAAAUGUCAGCCUUUUUUGCAGGUUUAUAAGCAAACAAACUAAAUAUCCAUACACUAUAAAGAGAGGUUCAGAGAAUUAAUACUGAGAUUGCCCAAAUUUAGUUUGAAUUUCCCUGGUAAAUACAUUGCUUAAAGGGCACCAAAACUACUUAUGCUCAUUAGAUUGAGCAUAAGAUUACAUAUAUACAUUGUGCUAGCAGUUAUGCUAGCAAAUGUAUAGAAUAGGAGAAAAGAGUAUUUAAAAAUAGUUUUUUUUUUUCUCCCAGGAAGUCUCUCUGCUCUCCACCCAUAUAUUGUGGUUUCUAUGGAAACCCCCUAACCGGCGCUUCUAGGCUAGGGGGUAUAGGAACGAAGUGAUGUGACAUCACUCCGUUCCGAUGCUGGCAACCGAGAUGCCUGUUUGUGGAUGUGUCCCAAGCAAGGCAAAUCAAAGAAAUCCACACACUGAGCAGAGGACAGCCAGGAGGUGGGUGUUUCACAAAGAGUAUCACACACGAAGCAGUGCUGGACUGGAGAAAAAGUUAGUAAAUCUCAUGUUUUACUUUGAAUACACCAUGUAUCUUUCUGAUAUAUGUUGUAUUCAAUGUAUUUCAGGUAAGUUAAUUUAUCCAUAACUGGUUCACUUUAAAAUAUGACUGGAAACAUGUAGGAGUCAGAGUCAACAGCAGCAGGUAUCGGUUUAGAAUCAAAUCUGUCUAUACCCUAUAAUCUCUGUGCCAAGGCAGAAGUAUGCAAUGGCUAUCUUACUGUGCAAAAUGUAAUGCACAUUACUAUAGAGAAUGUUUUGUAGUAUCAUAUACAUAGACUGAUGUGCAUGCCAGUAUUUGAUGCUACACUUAAAACAGUUUUUCUGUGAUGUAGAAUCUUUUUAUGUACCGCUGUAUGGUAUUAUCCUAAUUUUUAAUUUCUGAUCCUAGUGUUAUGUAUGAAUAUGGUUAAAUAAUUAACUAAAUGGGAACAAAAUGUAUUUUGUCAGAAAAUAUUUGAUAUUAAUAUUUGAAAUGAUCAAUUCACCCUUUAUUUACAGAUAACUCUCUUCACUGUUCUUAGGAGGAAAAAGAAGUGCAUACGGUACUUACAAGGAGAAGGAGACUGUGGCAGCCCAGUUUCUUCCGAUGGAAGUGCUAUAGACUCUCCAUCCUCACUAUUAAAUGCACUCCAGUGCGUAUCGUCUUCUGCUUAUUCUUCAGGCAAGCUUAGUAGCCGCGCUGAUUCUGCCGAAAUUGAACAAAACUACCCUCUGCUCCCUUCUAAUUCAAAAUCUAUUGGUACAACCACAGAACAUAGACUUAAAAUCACAUCUCAUGCUAUAGAUGUGUUAGAGUCCACACCUGGACAUAGUGCAAAUGUCAAAGCCACGUAA